AGCACUCUGCUGGUCUCUCUGCCAAUACAAGCUCCUCCACGGGGAGGAGGAGGAGGCGGAGGAGGAGGAGGAAGAAGAAGAGAACUACAGCUCGUGAUCGCCUUCAGAGUGUUGCCUGUUUCUGUAGGGAGAUAGUAGUCAUGACAGCCUCACACACCGGCCGGUAUCUCCUACAGCAACUACGUCCUGAUUCUGCUCGAUUCAGGCGCGUCGCUAUGCUUCCAGUUCCCCUCUUUGUGGAGCCUGGUGUCCCGCAGUGACCAUCGAUUUGCUCCCGGACUGCAGCAAGUCUGUGCUCGGUGAACCCAGACAGCUCGGGCAUGCCACUGGUCUCGACAGAAAACAACAUCUGGAGCAGAAUUCGCCUCAUUACCUGAAGAGUGAAAGUUGGUGCAAUGGAGACUCCGGGGAGUGAAGCUGCGGUCACCGUGCUGGGGAGAGCUGAGGAGGGAGACGGCUUAUAUGAUCUGGAGCAUCUGCCCCCACUGCUGGAGGAUGAGGUGAGACAUGAAAUCAUCGUUUCAUCGGCAUGUACUUACUCUUCAGGGGCAGUGAUUUAACAUCAUUGGGAACCAUGUUUGACCGCGUUAAUAUGUCCAGUGUCCUUACAUGUCCUCUCUCACUGACUUCGGGUUAGGUCCCAUUUUUUUCAUCGACAGAGCUUUCACAAAUACCAGUCAUUGCCCACUUCUUCAAAAUGCAUUAGUGAUUAAUAUGUAGGCUUGGAUUAUAGCUGUGAUUGAUUUACAUAGAGCUGCACAUGUAAACAUAUCAAACAUACAUUUGUUUUAUUAACAGUUGUUAAAAAAGUUGGAAACUUUAGUAUUACAUUUUUAAAGAAGCUUGGUACAAAUAUGGCCACAGUGAUGCCAGUAAUUAUUAUUUUAAUCAAUCAAUACUGAACUCUCAUUUUCCAAACAACAAGGACAUUUUUCAUCAUUUUUUGAAAUGAUAAAUACAUUUCCUUGAUCUCACUUUUCUGCAGGGUUGGAUUUGGGCACAAAAUCUGACCCUCCAUUUUUGGCCUAUAUAAAUCUCAAACAUGUGGUCCAAUAGCAUGAAAGAGCAUUUACAUUAUAAGAACUCUGACUUUAUCUAAAUGACAGUACCGGGCAAAAGUACUUUAACUUGAAGUAGAGUAUUUCCUCAGUGUGUCACAGCACAGCUAAAGAUGCAGCCUAAUAUACAGGUUUUUGGACCUCAUCUUUAAAAAAAGAAGACUUACAACUUUAUAUUUAUAUUUUCACAACUUUUUGCAUGGGUUUAUUUUCUAUGUAUAUGUUCAUGUAAAUAUUCACUUGUUAAGGGUAUAUUUCGGGCCAAACACAGUGUAACACCGAGUUAGACAACCAAUUGAGGGAUCAAUGUUGUCGACCGCUUGCUUGUCUAAUUAUACCAACUUUAGUAACAACCGCAGGAAAUGCAAUCAGAUUGAGAUGCUAAGGCAGAAGAGCUACCGUGUCUGCAGUGCAAAUUGAUUGAUAUGUGGAUUAUUACUUCAAGGAAAUGACAACGUAAUGAUCAUAAAUGUUCUUCCUUGGGCUGCGUCACCCCACUGUAGUCGAUGAACUCCCCAGGAGGUCUCUGUACAAACAAGCUGCUGCUGGAAGAAAGUGGGUGAGUUGUGUUUAGUCUCUUUGCUAAAGAAAUUAGGCAAAGCUAAAAAGAUGUUUGAUGGCUAGUGCUAUGGCUGGGAGCCUAUCUGUACUGUUGAUGAAGUUAGGCGCUGUUCUGAGCAUUAUUUGUGGCUAUAGAGUGGCUUUUUGGUUGAGCGCAUGGCUCUCUGUAUUAGUAUGGUGCGGUCAUUACUAAAGUUGGUAUAACUAGACAAGCAAGUGGUCGGCAACAAUUAUCUCUCAAUGGGUUGUCUAACUUGGUGUUACGGUGUGUUUGACCCUAACUUAAUUUUACGCUGGAAUAUCCCUUUAAUGCUCAUCAACACUGCACAUUUGUUCUCCAUGCUCACUCAGUCCUUCUGCUUUACUAACACACGCCGGACACUGCUCUCACAGAUGUUCCUUUUCAUUAAGAUAGGUUUCUGUAUUAACAACAAGUUUUGUCAACACACAGAUCAACUCCUGUCAAAAUGGAACCUUGAGUGAAACUUUUCGAACCUCCAGUUGUGUUGAAUGGAUGACUUUGUACAAUUAUCUCUCUAUGGAUAUUAUCGACAGAGCUGAAACAUGCAGGUAGAGAGAACAGGAACACACAUUUUAGAUCUCUGUAAUCACUGUCAGACAUUUAUGAGUAACAGUGGAGAGGUCAAACUGCAAUCAAGACUAAAAUUUAAUUCGUUGUGCAGUCGUAUUUUAAAGUAUAUUUUCAACAUUGAAAGACAUAGAUUUUACACGACUGUUACCGAAAUAUCUUCUUCGCUAUGACAGUCUAACUUGAACUUAAACCAAUGAAGUAUUGUCUUGAGAAUAAAUCUAUCAAGUAUUUGAUCAUCAGAAGUCAGCAGAAGACACCACUAAAAUAAGUAGAUGACAAAAUAACAAAAGAGUGCUUUGUCCACAGGGGGCACCAAAAUAGACACCAACCAAAAGUUCCUUACAGGAGUUUUAAGUUAAUCACCUUAACUUUAAGGAUGAGUCAUAGUGUGUAACGUUACCUAAUUUGUGUCCAAAUUGCCCUUUUCAUUGCAUUUGAUCAGUUGUUUUAAGUCUAUAGUUACCUUAGGAAAGAAAAAGUCAUUUUCAUAAUCUGUUUAAGGAGUAGAUACACCUUCAGGAGUGAAAAAAGUUUGUGCAAAGAGCCCAAAACUCACAUUUUAUUGCUUAGGCCAGAAAUGAGUUAAACCAAUGGUUGCAUAAUUAGUCUAAUUAUAUGUAAAUCGAUGACAAAGUGGACUACUUUGUGGAUGAUUAAUUGACUUUGUGAUUAUUUUCAUAAUGAGUUUAUGGUCUUAAUUGCUAGUUUCAAGUCCUCUUUAAUCUUCUUUUGGAAAUCCAUCAUCUGCACUAAAAGACACUGUGGAGGUCAAGCAGUUAUUUUGUUGUUUUUACAUAAAUAUCUUGGUUCAUCCAUUUCCCAUCCAAAUGUGGUCGCUCCGUGACCCAAAAUACAAAGAUAGCAGCAUUCUGGUUUUAGAAAAUGUCCAUUAAAACAUUUAUCCAUUUAUGAGUGAUUCAUUCUUCCACUGUGUCUCCAACAACAUUCUCAUGACAAACUUGGAGCUCAAACUUAUGUAGGACAGCAGAUUUAACUGGAGGGGGUCGAGAGAGACUCGCAGCUUCCCUCUGCACUGUUCUCAGGGGAAACUCUCUAUUUAUGGGGACGCUGCUGCUGCUACUGCUACUGCUCUGCUCCUGUUUGAAGUGGCACUUCCUUGCCCUGUAAUUGUGCUCUGCUCCUUUACUUCCCAGAAAUAUGCUUUGUUCACAGUCUUCCGCAAGUCUCCUGCACCUCAGAGAGAGUCAUCAUGCGAGACAGAUAGACCCUUCUGCUGCUGUCUUCCAGAGAUAAUGCAGUGAUUGAAAAGUUUUCAUUCAUUUAAACUUAUAUAAGACUAAAAAUAUGCUUCCAAUGAGACCGAGAGGCACCCUGCUGUGGUGUAAUUAAUGCAGAGGAAGGAAAAAGUUGAUGGUAAUGGAUGUAGUGGACAGUUGCUGCUUUGUUAAAUCCCUUCCUGCCUUCUAUCUCCUCUCUCUCUCUCUGUGAAGGACAGCUUUUGUGUUCACAUGCGAAGCGAACUGAAGAUCCUGCAACAAUCUGACCACAGCUUUAUGCUGCAUGGAAACUGUGAGAUCACAACUUGGAGAAAUGGGCCAUGUGGUUAGAGUGGAUCACAGAUGAUGUAUGUUCAUGUGGGUGUAAAAGAGCCGCAUGGCAUAAAAAGUCUGCGUGUGUACAGGAUGCCUUUUUUUUAUGUGCCAAACGCCCUUGCUGUUGAAAAAAUAAGGGGAUUUUCUGCUGCUGUACUUAAAAAUUAGGACAAUGUUCAAGGUGUUAUGUAAUCGCAUACAUUCCUAAUUAAUGUCACAGUUUCUUCACAGGAACAUAACACUUUUACAUAACAGAAAACUUCGCUGUCAAUGCAGCAAGUGAGGAACUUAAUUCCUCCAUGUUCAGAUUGCUGCUCAGGCUCUUUUCUCUCAGUUUAUUGAUUGAGUUUUUUUUUUUUUAUUAAAUGAAAAAUGAGAUUCAGACUGUCUAGUGCAAAGAUGCCAGUUUGUGCUCACUAAAGUUCAGGUGGAACACAGUAAAAUCAGGUGUGGACAUCAGAGACUUCUUUUUAAAUAGUUCUCAGUUGGCUAAAAUAUGACAAUGACAAUGUCAGUAUGUCUGAAAACACACCCGUAAUGUCUAGUUUUGAUAAAUUGUUUGUCAGGGAUGUGCUAGUUGAGCUGACUUUUGGAUUGAGUAUUGUCUCCCUGGCUAGUGGGCACCAGGAUUACCAGUCAUUUCUCAGUAUUUUUGUCACUGUAGGUCCGAAGUGCCAAUAUUUUGUGCCAUAAAAGCAUCUUUCUGCCGCCAAGAGCGGUUUAAGCUCCAAUAAACGGCUUCUAUCAGAAUGCAAUAAAGAACUCUGCUCUUGGGUUGUUAACAUGCAUAGAUAACAGAUAGCAUCCCAUCCUGUAGCGUGACACAAAUAUGGCAGUAUUUUUUGUAUUCAAACAUGAAUGUGUCUGAUUAAACUGGUUUAUAAUAACUUGGCACAGGCAUGAGGAUGUUAAGGAGGACCAAAGGCUGGUGGUUCUUGCUCUGCUAUGGUUAGCUGCACUUGGGAAACUCUAUCUCAACGGUUGCGUGACCUUCAGUAGCUGGUUGACAGUGCUUUUAGCUUUUGGGAUCGCUUUACAUAAUAAAAAAGCACAAGUGCCUGUCAUUUGUAAAAGUAAUGUGGCACUUUGAGAUUCAAUAGUACCCACCUCUUGACUAUGUAAAGAUGAUACUUUAAUGUAUUUUUACUUUUCAUACAGAACCAUAAGUCUGUGAUUUUAGGGCCGUGAUGCUCACAAAAAUCCUCUGAGACACCAGGAAAAAGAGCAGUUUUUGAACACCCCCACUGAAGAAAAGACUGCACAUAUGCUGGCACUUCAGCUGUGCAGCUCUGAUAACAAAGGUUGAAUUACCCCGGAUGCUCAUACAGUUGACUGAUACCUGACAGACAGCAGCCUUACGCCUAUAUGCAGCCUCUUUACUGAGUCCUGGUAUCCUCCUAUUUUUUUAUUCAUUAUUAAUGUAAAAACAACCCAGAGGGUGAUCAGUCGAUAAAAUACACUGACUACAUAUAGAGACAAUCUGGUACCUGUGGCUAGGUUUGGACUGGUAAUCUGGCACUCCCUGCAUAAGGCAGAUGGACUGAUCUACUUAGUGAGGGGUCAGGCUGUGAUGGCACACUUGAUUUUCAGCAUACAGGGUUACAGCGUUGCACCGUGUCUGUAGAGUUAUCAUUGAGUAUCAACAGUCAUUAGCUCAGUUUGAAUUUAUCUAUUUAGUCUUUAAGUUUUUGAGGUUGUGACUGUUAUUAUAAAGUGAAAAAAAUAGAGGAUCUUAUAGUGAUUCAUUGCGCCGUAAAAUGCACAGUUGCAGUCAUGACUAAGUGAGAAAUGGGUGAUUUGUGAAGUGCUUCUCUCCUGCUGCAGGGCAGAUUUAGUCAUACUGAUCCCCUCUGACCCCUACAAAUGGAUAUGUCUGAGGUCAAGUAGGAAAUCAUCUGAUGAAACACUUCAAAAAGAGUUCAAUAGAAAUACAAAUCAAAUGUAUGAAUGAAGAGUUGAAAAGUUUUCAGCUGCAGCAGCAGAGACAGCAUGAACUCUGACAGUCUAUCUGCACCAUCAGGAGGGAAAAAGGAAAAAUUGAUUUAAAUCCUAAUGGAUGAGCAGGAGGUGUGUAAAAACUUGCCAAGGCUAAAUUUUGUUCACACUUAGAGACUGUGUGUGCUUGUUACAUACUGUGCCUGUGAAAGCUUUGUCCAGCUUAUUCUUUUGAACCAAGUGGACUCACUGGGUGCUGUACCUGCUAGUCUCUGCACUGAUCAAGCUGCUUAAACUCUGUCUGUGCACUAAUCAAAUUGCACUGAAUAGUAUUUGAGUCACUGAGUGGCAUAAAGGUAGAUUUUUUUCCCCCAAAACAUCCCUUAAAAGAGCUGCUCCUGCUCCAUAUGUCAGUGUGUUUGGAGAAGCAACUAUUAAAGUCCUUUGGUCCAAAAUCUUCAAAAUAACACUAACGUUUACAUUUACUUUUGAAUACCGCCUGUCAUUGACCCUUUGAGUUGGGCAAAAGUGGAGGAAAAGACUUACUGCCACCACUUGUUGGCCUUUCAGGUGCCUGAAUAAUAGAGGAAGUAACAGGAAUGCCUCAUAAUUGAGGAGGCAUAAAGACUAAUGUUGGUUCUCUCCACUAUGCUAACUAUUUAGCACAUGGACUCACGUUAGCUUCGAUAGCAAAACAAAUGGGAGGAAACUGUUAAUCUGUCGUCCUCCUGUGUAUGAUUGCCAUAGUAAACAACCACAAAUAUAAAGACAUCUGUGGUCUUAGUGGUCCUCAGCUUGUCUUUGCCAAGACAGACUUGUUUUUCCAUCUGGUGUCAGUGUCUGGCUAUUCUACCUUUUGGCAGUCAUGCCUGAUCAUCCAUCUCUUAGGGUGAGCCAGUCCCAUCCUUACAUUUGUAGCAGUCUUUCUUGAUCCAGCUCUCUAAGUAAAUUCAAAUAUUCAGAGAAAUCUCCUGUCACAGUUGAAACAAGCUCAAAAUAACUUGUGUGUUAAAGCUGCAGAGUGUUUCUGCAUUUGUUUCCCUCUUAUUUGCCUCCAGCUAACCUCUGCACGCCAAAAAACAUCAUACAGAUUACUAACACGAAACGUCUAUAUUUGGGAUUCUGGUUUCUUGGAAGGCUAAAAAAAUCCAAGUUAAAAAAAAAAAAGCAUUCAAAAUUUUUUAAUUAUUUAUAACUAUGCUAAAGCUUGUAACAACAUCCUGAUUUAAGUGGGUAACAUCAUACUGUCUCUUAGCAAACAGAUGCAGAGCGGUGCUGAGAGAAAGAUAAAAAUAUAUUCCAGUUCAUUUGGAUGAAGUUUAUUUCUCUGGCCUGUCUAAUAGCUGUUUGUCUGUGUGAGUUUGAGAGCUCUGAACAUAACCAGUCUUUACUGAUGGAAAUCACAAAGUGACUGCUCCAUGAGGUUGACUGAUGUGGCAAAAAGUCUCUAUAUUAAAGGCAGCAAAUGCAGUUUUUUCAGCUGUAGCACUAUUUAGCAUUUUUUUUGUAUUAAUUAAUCUUUUUUCGCCCAAUCGAAGCAGAUUGUGGGUCUGCAGCUCAACUUACCGACUGCCAAGCUCUAAAGCCACAUGACCAUAUGUCCAGUCCAUCUGCGUAGGUGAACAGCCCCAGUGAAAUCUGUGUGGAAGAAUUUGAUUAACGGGGUUGACCUUUUUAAACAUUUUUUGUCGUUAUCAUUUUCCUGUGCUCAUCUGGUGCUGAGUCAUACUGCCAGCAGGUUGAGCAAAUUAACCAAGACAUUCCUACUUCUAGCAAUAUUUCCCAGUUCACCUGAGGGGCAAAGUACCCCCGGGCCAAAUGAGGGACUUGGACCCUUUGCUGCCACCAUAGCGUUUCAGUGAGGAUGCUCUCAGGGUGAACCGGUCCAAGUGUUAAGACUACAAGCAACAGGAGUCACAGCAUCUUGCUCUGAAACAGGAAACUCUGAAACAUGGUCCCUAAAAAUACUUGUAGCUAUAACCACUCAGCCUUCAGUGCAGCUGACUUAAUGCAUAUGGCAGGUAAAAGCAGGACAGAAAAGUUUCGGCUCUCUUCAAAUGCUGACCUUUUUGACAGACAUGAGCUAAACCAAUAAGCAAAGUUCUUUAAAGCUUGUGAAGUUGUACCUGAGAUUUUGACCCCUUUGAUAAUCCUCUUCUACAUGCACCUUUGCAGAAGGUGACUCUUGUCUCCAUCUGAAGAAAAAUGCUGCCACCGGUGUUUGUCUGACAGUCUUUGCAUUCAAGGGUCCAGUUCUGAGGUAUGACUUGCCAGAGGAGAUCAAGACUGAAGCUGCUGUUCCUUCCUUUAAAUCACUUCAAGCUCCUGUGCCGAGAUUUUUUGGCUUGUUAUGAAACAGGCUGAAAUCAAUACUGAUCUCUAGGGCUGUAGUCAACCAAAGAAAUUCUUGGUCGACUAAAACCCUGAAAUUUUUGGCAAACCACCGGACGUUGAUUAAGGUGGACGCUCUUCAAUCUUCCUGUCUCCAGCCAGUCUCCAGUGGGUUGGGCGAAUCCAAAAUGGUAAAAACAAGGGUGGUGUUCUGAGACAGGCUGUUCUCUAUGAAACAGGGUGCUUUAAAAACACCCCCACUAGCACUUAGCAUGUACCUCCUUAUGAAAUUAACCAAAGACUAUAAACUGACACGGAAAACAAUCAAGUCGACCAAUCAGAAUUUUGGUCGCCUUAGCAUGUAUCGACCAAUAAGUAGACUAGCCCUACUGAUCUCUUGUUAUGACCCACAAGAGCAAACAAGAUCAUGAGCGUACAGUUUUUUUUUUUUUUUUUUUUUUACCUCUAUGUGGUUACUUGUAACUUCUGAAACCACCGACAGGGUUCAGGUAUGAUUGUUAGCAGUGAUUGUUAAGAAGUUAUAUAUAUUAUAGAGCAUGUUUCGUAAGCACAUCUUGGUCUUGUACAAGGCAAAAACAGCAAGGAGACGAAAGGUACAAGAUUGUCCACAAGGGGCGCCAAAUAGACUAGAGCAGAAGUUUCUUACAAUGGCUUUAAAGAACCUGCUCUCCCAAAGAUUCACAUCUUUCUGCUUUCUAAAAUUGUUCCUGUUUGACACCUUUUUUAUUAAAAUGAAUUACAUUUUUCUAAAUUUAUCCAGUAAAUUUUUAAUGUUUGAAUAUUUUAUUAAAGUGCCCUGUGAGUGUAUUUCAAAAAGUGCAUGUAAAUUAAAGUUUAUUUUUGUUGUUUCAUAACUGUAACACACAGACAAGUUAAGUUCUUUUACUAAAAUCAUCAUAUAGAUGCAUAAAUGUUAAUGUUUACAAUUUAUAUUCAGCGUCUAAUUGACCCCUUUUCAGUCUUGUUAAAGCCACGUUUUUGUUUGAUUUGAGGGUUUUACUCUUACAGGGAAAAAAUUCUGUGCACAUAAAGAAAGAUCAUUGGAAGUUCUCCUCAUCUUGUUGAGUCUACUAAAUAACUUUUUAUAUAAACUGUUUUUCUGUGUAGUUUGAAUAAGUUUUACAUAUUUAUUUUUUAUGUACUUUAUUUGUGUGACACAUCGCCAUGGUUACAUUAAGUUUCUGUUCAGUGGGAGUGAGGGGAGAUGGUCCCAAAGUUUGCCGCAGUAUCUGAAACGUCAAGCUUGACGAAGGGUGCUUCAAUGAGCUGUGAGUGUGAUGUCAAACAGAGUUCACUCUGCAGAGAAGUGGGAGUGGAGAGGGGCUGCUUUUAGAAAUCCCCUUUCACUUUGUUAUUAAGCAAUUUGUCAGGACACACACACACACACACACACACACACACACACACACACACACACACACACACACACUGUAUUGAUUUGUGGUGAGUAAAUGUUGGCAGAACUUUUGUCUCUUCAUUAGAAAAUCCCCACAGGUCACCAACACUGAAUCAUUGCUGUGUUAUGUAGAGCCCAGGAGUUUAAUUGUUGGGUCAAGGUAAACUCUUGCCCUGCCGCAAAGAGUGAUGAAGUCGGACACUUUGAGUUUGCACGCCCUCGUUUUGAUAAUCCUGAUCUACUUUGGCGAGCUGGCUGCUGAGCCUGAGAGAGCAGGGGGUGUUUCAAAACUCAUAUGGUGCAUUGAGUUGCUUAUGACGUGAAAUCUGAUUCUGACAUGAAAGUGUUUAAUAUUCUCUGUAUGAAUGUCCACCAUGAUGGGCACCGUGCAUUGUACAAGUUUAUCAUCAGAUGUCUUAUUUCAUCUGUACAUGUUUCUGUUUGUGUGUCUGCAGGAGAAUGUGUCCCUGGCCGACAUCCUUUCUCUGCGGGACAGCUGUCUGUCCGAGGAGGAGGUGUGGGCGGUGUGUGCAGAGUGUGUUGUUGCUCUGCAGAGCAUCAGACCGUCCCACCUCUUUCACACCCUCUGUAUCACACCCGACACUCUGGCCUUUAACGCUCAUGGGAAUGUUUGUUUCAUGGAGCAGCUCAGCGGUGAGUCUACAGCAUGGACACACUCAUAUUUGUGCAAUAAUUUAACCGCUUUUUGAAUGUUGCAUGUUUUUGCGUGUUCGGCUAAUUUAAUUCAUGUCAGAAAGAAGAAUUCAGAGAGCAGAUGACAUUAAGGAUAAGAUCAGAACUGCACAGUUUGAAUGUGAUUUCUCAUCACCUCAGUUUAAGCUCUGUUUGACUCAGGAAAGGCUCCUCUUUCUCUUCAGUGAUUUCUUGCUCUGAUCGCUAUCAGUUUAAUUUGCAAAUUCCUGCUUGAAAGGACUCUUUCUGCGUCUGACUGGACCUGUCAGGCUCUGCUAAAGUCUGAUUUGGCAAAACUGCAUUUUUCUCCUUCAAAGACCUUUCUCUUGUUGGUCUUUUCUCUCCAUUUAUACACUACAUAUCCUACUCUAUUUCAUCUAUUUUAUGUGCAAACACAUUCACACACAGUGGCAUGUGCUUUUUCCAUCUCCUGAUGCCGAUGUCAGAAAUUGAUCUGCAUUGAUUAGAUCAACAGCGUGAGAGCUGCCAGGGGGAGGGUUGUUGUUGUUGUAACACAGUCAGCGUGUCAUUCUCUUAGACUUGUGUAUCCAUUUGCCUCCACACUUUAUCUUAGGUCAGUGAUGGAGACACUUUAAAGAGAUGUUUGAUGAUGGUGAGCUUAAAUCUUUCACAGCCUCAUUUGUGGUCACGCUUUAAUGGAUUGUGUUCUCUCCUCCAUCUCUGAUUCAUCCUGUGAAGGGGGAGCCACAGUGCCAACAUAGACACUUGAAAAUUUUCUUUUAUGUGCUAAUAUACAAUUUCUAAUACAUAGGAGAACAAAGCGUAGAAAUAACAUUAUAAUUUCUGUGAAGACCCCGUUUGAAACCAGUUUAUGUUUCAAGAACCUAGAGACCAGUUUGGGGCAGGUAACUCAAAACCUAUAAAUCGUAACAAACAUCACUUACUGCUUUGAAAAAAAAAAAGAAGAAGCUAAAUCACUGGGUGAGUUACUAAAUUAUAAUAAUAACUCAUGUGUUGCUUUCAUGUGCUUUAAUAAUAAUAUUUAUGUGAAUAUUUAAAGUAAGGGAACCAACCCCCAAAAAGGCUCCAGUUGUUGGGUUGUUGGAUCCGACCAAAACAGACAAUAGUAAAAAUAUCAGGUUUAUCACAGGUGUCUUUGGAAAUCAAGCUCACGGUGACACCGAAUGUGGAUCAGAUGUGUACGGACUGUCUGCAGCAGUUAUGUAAUAGUUCACUCUGAUGUUAAAUUAGGAUUGAAAUUAGAUUGAUUGUUCAGCACUAUAACUAGUCAUUACAAACUCUGUUGCUGUGAAGUGUCCUUUACAACUUUUGUGUUGUCAAGAUGUUAGAGCUUGAAAACAGAACAGAGGACACACAACAUAUUUUAUUUUCAACUCUUCGUUCAUACAUUUUUGUGGUGCAUUUAGGUUGUUUCAUUUCCUUCAAUCGUAAAACUUUUGGUAACACUUUAUUUGACGCCUAUCUCUAUAACACAUUAUGUAUAAUGCAUGACUUACAAGGUCAGGUAUUAUCAUACCAAAUCAAAUCAGGCAUUAUUAUAUGUUAAGCUUGUUGCUAUAUAGCCUUAAUGAUAGUUAUACAAGUUUAUAAGCAAAUUAUAACACAUCAUAAAUAAAUGUAUAAUGCAUUAUCUAUGUGGGCAUUGUCAGUGAGUUGUUAACAGUUAUAACACAUUAUAAUACUUGACCUUGUAAGUCAUGAUAAAAUGCUUUAUAAUGUGUUAUGAUUAUUGCUAUAAAGCAUUAUAAUCAUUUACGAGUGUGUAAAACUAUAGGUUUACAGUGCUAUAAUGUAAUUAUAAUGCAUUAUACAUAUAUUUAUAAUGUGUUAUAGAGAUAGACAUUAAGCAAAAUGUUACCUAAAUUAUUAUUUUUACAAACCAUCUCUCAGACUAUUGUAUUGCUAACUCACUAGCACCAGCUGCUUCUUCAUCAUUCUUCUUUCUUGACGUGUGGCAACAGUAAAGAGCCACUGCUAUGAACUCACAGUUUGACAGUAGCCCCUAUAUUUUAGCACAGUGGUUCUCAAGUCCAGUCCUCGAGGCCCACUGUCCUGCAUGUUUUGGAUGUUUCCCUGCUCCAACACACCUGAUUCAAAUGAUCAGCUCGUUAUCAAGCUCUGUAAUGGCUUAAUAACGAGCUGAUCAUUUGAAUCAGGUGUGUUGGAGCAGGGAAACAUCCAAUUUGAGAAUCACUGUUUUAGCACAACAUCAGUACUCUAUUUUUUUCAAAGACUGUUAUCGUCACUACAAUAUGCCUGUAAUAUUGAUGUAGCAACAGCACCAAUAAGAUUAUACACAAAAGUAUGCCAUAAGAAAAACUGACACAGUGUGAUCAAUUUGUGAUUGUUAUGCUUAUCCACACAGAGAAUAUUCAAUAUCAAUAUACUCCUUGUAUAUCAAUAUAACAUAUAUUUAGCCAUUUACAUGAAGACUGUCAUAGUUUUCUGUCUGUGUAUGUAUCCUAAUGUGUCAGACACCCAUCUAUAACUCUGGUGGUCUGCCAACAUAAAACCAAUCCACAUGAAGAUUGAAGCAUUUACGACACUUUCAUUGUUGUAUGUUUUCCUUUACUUGGAGGGUUUAAAGAGUUAGUGUAAUUGCAUAUUCUCACAACACAACCGUGAUUGCAAUAAAUUGCUCAUACAGCGUUGAUUACUCACUCCAAUCUCUGCAUUUCUAGCUUUUGUAAAGAAGUUUCAAGCUGGUGAAUACAACUGAACAGCCAUUCAAACGCUCACCCACACAAACAGCAGCCGCCCUCCCCCUUAAAGCUUUAUUACUGAGUGACCUUGAGGCCUGUGGACAGAUUGUCUGUUGUCACAGUGACUCAUCAAUACAGUUCAUUUUAGGUUUGUCAUUAGUGCAGAAACAGUAGGAGGCGAGUUGAAUGGCUGAUUUGGCAGCCAGGGUAACAGAUUUCUCCUCCCGGUUUACAUCAAUUAUGACAAAGAAAAAAAUGUCCAGUUUCUGCUGCAGGUUCAGCCCCACAGGCUGCUCCACCACCGAUAAAACCGAGCUGACCGAGCUCUGUGGGACGUCUGAUCAGCCCGUUAGAAAGUAUGUUGAAUCAGUCAAACAUAACUCAGCUCUUACUACCUGUUGUGCUGAAAUGCUGUGGGCACACAUGACUCACCGAGCUCUCACCAUCACCCUGGAGGCAUCUGCGUCACCCACAACGGCUGCUGCCUCCUUUUUUUUCUCUCCUUCACUGCAUAUUUUUUUGAGUUGCUCACCAAAGGGUUAGAUAUCCUACCCUUCUUUCCUCCGUCUUUUUCCUCCUCUUUUUAUCAAAUCUGUCAGCAUCAGACUAGGAGGUGAGAUGGAGAAAAAGAAAAGAAGGGAGAUAAAAUAGCAGGAUAGGUGAGGACAGGAAAAAAGUAGAUAGGGGAAAGAAGGAAAGUAGAGGAGCAAAAGGAAAUAAAAUAGGAGGAGAAGAGGAAACUGGGUGAGCAAGUCUGGUGAUUAAAAGCAAAGAGAAGAGAGGAAAGAUGUGAGAAAUAAGUAAAGAGAUCAAGGAAAGGAAACAAAGAGAGAUGAAAAAGACAAAAUAAAUGAAUUGUUUGAAAGGUGAAGUGAGGAGAUAAAAGGAAACUAGAGUUGUUGGAAAAAGUAAUAAAAGGAGCAGGGGAACGAGUAAAUAUGAAAAAGAAAGCGCCAAAAAGAGGAGGAUAGAAAAGGUUAGAGAUGAGUACACAUUGGAGAUGAAAUGAAAGUCUCUCUAGAAAUCGGAGUCAGCUCUUUACUCACGAUAAUUAACUUACAAAACAUGUUACCUGCUGCUCUGUUAGCCUCGCCGUUUCCCGUGAAAAAUGUUCACAAUAAAUGAAACAUUUGACUAUCAAAAGUUAGCAGGAUAAGGUUUUUGAUAGAGGACACUAUCAAAAUCUACAUGCACAGCUUAAUCCGACAAAGCGCAUAAUCCUUUUUUUUUUUCUGGCGAAUUGGACUGCCCUCCUUGUCCGCAUUUACAUGCAGCCGAGAAAAUCGAAUUAUUGACAUGAACGUGUCCUCCUCCUCAAAGCUAUGGGGCAAUAUGGGUAUUUCAGCUUUGCUGUUUCCGGUUGACACAACAACAACAGCAGGUCCGUGCCAGACAUCAGACAUGGCUACAACUGCUUCUUGGCAUUUUCGAGCAAGAAGAUGGAGCAUCGUACAGUGUUGUUUUUUGUCGUACACGAUGUACGCGCUACUUUUCCUACAGAUGAGGUGCACGCUACUCCUCUUCUCUGGUGCUUUUGUUCUGACUACACUGGUUACAUGCUAGAGAAAAUUGAAUUCCAAUCGCAUUAUCUGGGUGCCUUUAUCAGAGUUCUCUGACUCCAAUCGGAGUUCUCAAACUCCGAUUAUAGUCGGACUAAGGUGUUUAUAUGCACUUCAGUUGUCCUGUCUUAAUUGGAGUAAGGCAAUAAUUCAGUUUGCUUGAGUGUCAUGUAAACGUACUGAGUGUCUAAGAAUGUAGAGGACAUGAUAGGCAAAGACUGUUUUGUCCACAGGGGGCGCCAUAUCUGACGAGAGAGAAAAGUUCCUUACAGGAGCUUUAAUCGCUGUACCAAUCACUGUACUCAUUAUUUUGUCAAAUUAGACCACUGGAGAAAAUGACGAGAAGCAAAGAGGAGACGAUGAAAAGAGAGGGGGAAAAAUAGAGAUAAGGCUCUCUUCACCUGGGAGAGGACACGAAAGUCCAGGAGACAAACCCAGAUCUGUCAUGACCCACUUUCCUCCUCCCUUCCUUUCCUCCUCCUUCUCCAACUUUAGCUCUAACCCAUCGCUCUCACUCUUUCUUCCUCUUUCUCUUUGUCCUCCAGUCUCUGUCUCCAUCUGUUCCUCUUCCUACCUUACCUUCAGUCUGGCAUGCUCAUGGUGUUUCCAUGUGAGUUGUGUUUGCAGUCUCAUUCGUGGCCUAUUUUACAAUGAGGAGGAUGAGGGCGCAGCAGACCUCCAUCUUCUGAUCUGUUCAUUGAUGUCGACGUGUUUGUUGGGGUUUCAUUCUGACUCAUGGAUUAUGCUUAUACAGAGGGAACAGUAGGGGAUUGAAUUGUUGUGCUUCAUCACUCUGGAUACAUAUUCCUGUGAUUUACAUCUUGUUAUGCAGGAAAUUAGGAGCAUUACAGCGCAGAUCCAAUAUUAUGGCAUUCACAUCAAAGGGAAAACGCACCAUUUGCUCCCUUUUGAUGACUGUAUGUGUUUCUGACAAGCUUGAUUGUGCGUUUAAUCACUGUGUUUGUCUCCUGCAGACGAUCCAGAAGGUUCCUUUGUGCCCCCUGAGUUUGACAGCACAGGAAGCACAUUUGAGGUGAGAAAAUCCUCUUCUUGAUUUUAAUCUGGUCCCAGUCGAACACAGCUUUCACCCUCGGGUAUUUCCUGGUGCUCUGCACAGUUGCAGGCCCUUCGAUGAUAUUGAUCUUUCUCUAUCCUCACCUGAAAGUCAUCAAUCAUUCAGCUGCAAUCUCACCUUUACCCCAGUCACCGUCAUGUGACCACACUGAACAAAGAACAGCAGUGAGGUGCUGACGUCAGAGAAAACUGUGGGGAUUUGAUCCAUCCUGUAGUAAAUGACUAUUGAAGUCAAAGGUACAGUGUACCGAUAACAUUUAAGUAAACUAUUCAAUGAAUGAACUAACUGUAGCUUCGUGGCAAUUAGGGUUUGUUUUUACAGUAUAACUAUAUAUUUUCAGGGGGAUUUUUUUCUACUUUGUACCCUACAAGUUCAAUAAUACAAUACACCACAAUAAUAAAAACAUUAAUAAACUAACAAGGAAGACCAGUAAACAACGAAUAGCCAUCUCAAGGCAGUGUCCUUGUGAGGGUUUUCUUUUGUUUACAUUGCAUUUACUUUGCAAGAAAUCUAUUUCAUUUACCCCAAGGCAGUGUCAAAAUGCCCUGAGCAUGUGUGCUGCACUCAGCAUCAUAUUUGCUGUAGGCCUCUUCCCUUGUUCACCACUUUCCAGCCUUUCCUCCUCCUCAAUCCAUGGUGUAGAGCGAUUUGUCAGGUAUCUUGUCUUUUCACCUAGAGGACACGGAAGAACAUCCUCUUGGUCCACAUCUUGAACAUACUCCACUGAUUGCUCUGGUGGCUUUUCUCCCACUUUUGCAGGCUUUUUUCUCUUUGACUCAAGUAUGGGCGAUUUUAACAAACCACCUACGUAGCUUGAAUGGUGUCCCGUCAUAGCGACUUCUGUCUGUGGUUAACUUGACAUUGGUUUGGAUAAAAGACAACUAGAGCUGCAGUCUCUGUGCCCUGGUCUGUGGUAAAGGCAACCUGACAGUGUAGACUUCAUACUGUGAAGAUGUACAUGUAAGAACCCUUGAAACUUUCAGGGAUGCAUGUUUGAAAAGGGCUCUAUUCUCUGGAGGAAAAGUCAGGUCUGACAUUCUUGAACAACAACAUCUCUUGGGUCACCUUUUUGAGUAAUACAUGAGCUGAAACCAUGUACUAUAUAUAGAAAGGACGCUGUCUGCCUCCUCGCUGGGUGAAGCCACUCCGAGAACAGCCCCCUCUCGUGACGGGCUGCAGUAUAGGUCAUAAAUCCUGCCUUCUCCAGUAAAGCUUAUAAAGCUGUAGACAAACUUUAGAAAUUUAUUACACAGAAUAUACAUUUUUCUCUCCCCUGCUUGCAAUGUUGACAAGUAGUUAUUGUAAGACUGGUUUGUGCUCAAGUCCUCUUUUUUUCUGUACAGCUCCAUUUGUAAAAGUUAUUUGGGGGUUCAUAUUUUCUAUGAUUGACACUUUAUACAGCCUAUGGGUGUGCAAAGAUUGCGUAGCUAACCCGGGGGAUAUGCUGUUUGAGCCAAGUGUCACAGCGACUCUUGGCGACUCUCCUGCCAAAUCUUCAUCAUUAUUUUUAUCAUGUUCAAAUACAGAUAAAGUAAAAUAAAAAACAAAAAAACAAGGCUUUAUGAAAAUAGAAUAAUAAUAGUAAUAAUAAUAAAUAAAAUAAAAUAAAAUAAAAUCAAAGACAAGCCUAACAGGCAGCAAUCGGCCAAUAUCAUGAUCAUGUUCAAAAAGGAGUAGAGUGAAGUCAAGACCUAUGUGGUCCUACCCCUUUGUCAACUACACAGCGUCAACGCUUUACAAACUGUCGUACUGUAUACCUAUAAAGUAUACUUCAACAAGUUGAUUUACCACUUAUGUAUCAAAUGCGUAGAAAAGACAGUGGAAGAUAGAACCAAGUUGUCCAUAGUAUAUACAGUCUAUGGCUAAAACUCACUACCCUUUUGCUCAUAGCACAACAGUAGAGUUCAACCAUAGGACGAGUUUUUUUCAAUGAAAACAGCAGCAAAUCAAUGACAGUUGUGUCGGAUGAUUGUAUCAAUAAGGUUGGUGAUGUCACAGCCUCAUCAACUCAUUAUUGUCUGAGCCAGAAUCGUACUUUAAUGAUCAGCCUUUAACCGCACAUCAUGACACACUGGUAGAGGUGUGGUUGUAAUUUCAGAGUGAGGCACUAAAACACGAUCUUCUCCAGUGGAGCCUUGCAGAAUACACCUGCAGCUCCAUGUUUAACAGGGUGCUGAGGUUAAUGACUGAGUGGAUCUUAUCUCUUAUAUAAAGCUAAUGCAUGUAAUGGGGCUGCGUUCAAAAGCUUUGGAUGUCUCCUGCAGAAACAGAAAAUAAAAAAUGUGAAGCCCAAGGACAGCGUGAACGCAUUUCCACUGAACUAAAAAAUGAACCAUGCAUUUUGAUUCUGCUAUGUCAAAAUACCAAAAAUAAAUGUUACCAGGAAAAAAAAAAAUCUCCCUUUUACUUUCUGGGUUUUCUCUACUGUGUUUCUCUCCUAUUAUUCACAACCAAAGCGACAGCAAAAGCAAAACAGGAUUUCAGGCCUUAAGCUGUGUGCUUAACUCUUCUAUUUUGGUGACCCGCACUGGGAACCGCCUUGCACAUGUGUUCACCACAUAAGUAUGGGUACUGUCCACUUCACUUGUUGGGAAUGAUGGUUAAGUCUGAUGUGAGCUCAGAAGCACCUGAUAUAACUCCGCAGCUGCUUCUGAGCUGACCAUAAUAUCUACUGUCAGCUCAGUGAAGAAAAACAAAAGCUCCGUCAUAAAUACGCACAAUAAGUGGCAAUUACAGCCCCACAUGAUGCAAAGGUCCUGUAUUUUCUUGGCUUUUCUUAUCUUAAUCAUCAUCCUCGGAUUUAGAUCUCUGUACUUGCUGGAGACUCACAGCUGCAGCAGCCAGCUCAUGAUAAUCAUAACGCUGAUGAUUUCUCCUACUUUAUCCCCACCUGCAGGGUCAUGUCUACUCUCUGGGCUCCACGCUCUCUGCUGCACUGAACUUUGUCAUCGAGCCAGAGCUGGAGGCCGAGCUGGGAGAGGAAAUCCAGAAGCUGCUGGAGCAGAUGCAGGAGGAGACACCUGAAGACAGGCCGCUCCUGCAGGUAGAACAUCACAAUCUACUGUUGGCACAAUUUAGAAAAAAACCCUGUGUGAAUUUAACACCAUGAGGCAGGUGUGGGAUAAUUAGUGAUGUCGUUUUCAUAUUUAUGCUGCCAGUUUGUCAUCAUAAGUGUUUAAGUGUUAGAUUGGGUUUAUUUUAAUGCAAGUAAAAAUAAGCAUAUUGAAGCCAGAGUCUGAGUUUGAAAAAAGGUUAAAUUAUAGUGUGAUAGAUUACAAAAAACAUGCAUAUAAAAAGACAAAAUUUACAAAAUAGGAUGUACCAUAUUGAUAUAAAGCCAUAAAGCAAUACAUUUAUGUGACUUAGCCAUUAAAAUGACCCUGAGAGAUGAAUGGUUAUUACACUGCAGCAUGUGUGUGGUCAGCCUUGAUAAUGUCCUUUCACUAUAAGAUAAUAAAGUAUACCCCAGGGCAGCACUGAAUCAUGAUGCCUGUGCAGUAAAGAGGGGAACCACAUGGGUCCAGCAGGACAUGUUAAUGUGUUUGAUGAAGUUGUUUUUUUUUUUUUCCUCUGUGAAAUAACGCAAUGGUCCUGCAUAAUGUGAGCCAGGGAUUUUUAGCACCAUCAAGUGGUGGUACUGGGUCACUGCAGCGAGUGCCAAUUCUCUAACAAGCAUACUGAACUGUCCUGUAGCCUGCCACAGGCAUACCUAAGGUAAAAUAAAUCACAACCAUAAGUGAACUAUCACAGUAUCACAACAAAUUUGAUUAAUUAUGCUACUUUAUUAACGGUGCUUCUUUAUUAACCUAUGUUUUUUUUCUUCAUUAAUACACAAUAGUGUUUAGGUAUAUCUUAUUAAAGCUCCUUUGCAUCAAGAUUGACAAUUUUUAGUUAGUCUUUUUCAAUGUCUCAAUCCAGCACAAAAGGGUAGGCGGCAGCUGAGCAGCCAUAUUUAUCGAAUUUCCCCUUGGGGGUAAAUAAAGUACUUCUUAUCAUCUUAUUUUUGCCAUUUCAAAAUAUGGACAAAAAAAUAAUACAUUUUACCAUCAAAAGUCAGUAGAAUGAUAUAUCAGGACAAAAGUUAGUACUUUAGCAUGUGAAGGGACAUUGCAGCACAACUUACACCAACCAAAAGUUCCUCACAAGUGCUGUAAGUAAGUUAUAGAGCAAGGUAUAUAAAUGACCAAAAGAGGUCUUGUGUCACUCUACUGAGUUUUUGCUGUCUUGAGCUAAAAUGAUACAGCAAUAUUGUAUUUAGGGUUUCCUGGGGAGACUUUUUGGUUACAACCAUGUCAUGUCCUUUGUCACUAGAGCACAGCAAUGUCCUGCAAACAUAAACACACUGGAAAAAUCGAGUGUUUGGGGGAAGGCCCAGCCAGGGUUAAAUACAGCUGAGGCCUAUGCAUGUACUAUGUCCCAAACCACAGUAAGCAGCAUAGAUUAAAAGCACAUCGGGCCUUACCAUUAUGGUUGUAUGGUUAAGUUUUUUUUUUUUUUUUUUUUUUUUUUUUUUUUUUUUAAGAAAAGGGACAUUAGCAUGACAAUCUCCUCUUUCUGGAUUUAAGUAGUUUAAACAAGAUAUUGUAAAAUAUAUCAGCAGUGCAUAAAUAAAUCAGAAUAUGAUCAGCUGCUGCUCAACCUAACAGGGUGUAGAGGACCUGACACAGAGUGAAGGUGUAUUCAACUAAACAUUUUACUAAGCUUAUUACCCAGCUGCCAAAAAGUAUUGAUUCAAUUAUGUUUCUUUUUAAUUAUUAUUAUUUCAAUGAUUUUUUUUUUUUAAGUUCAAAAAAAUUAAGUCCCUCUGAUUCCAGGGUCAGUAAGGAUUUCAUUGCAACAGAUUCAUUUCAAUCGACUCGCUGAAGAAAUCAUUUGCAAAAUCAAACUUUCAAUUAAUGGCAAAGUUGAAACAUAGUUAUAUACUCAAGUGUAUUCACCUCAUUUAUCAAUAUCCCUAAAAAUAGGGCCUGAAAGAGGCGUCUGCCACUUCCCACACCAAGUAAGCAAACUCUGACCCAGUUUAAAAAAUAUUGGUGAUGGUAGGGUGAACUAAAACCAUAGGCUGUGGACAACUUGGCUCCGCCUUCCAUCAUCAUAUUGUUCAUAUUCAGUUAACCGAAUAUGAUAGAACUGCACCAAAUUUAACAUCUAUGUGGCCAAGUACUUUCAAUUAUUACACGAACUUUUGCUGUAACUCAGCAAUAGUUCAUGUGUUUCAAACAAUAGUUCACUUGCUGUUCAGUUGAUGAUCAGGUCAAUAAAGUAAAGAACAAACAAGUUAUAGUGAAGGUCUAAAUGCCACGCUAAAGUUUUAAGGGUCAAAACAUUGUGUUUGAAAUCCAACUCUCCUCCUGGUAAAACAAGGCUGAUAAUGAAAUAUUUUGAGAUUUUGUUUUUUUGAAAUCACAAACCCUCCUACAGGACAUCCUCUCUCUGGCUGAAGCCCGGCUGUCUCUCGUCUCCUCUGCUGCUGUGUGCAGAAAACUCUCCUCUAUUGGACGUCGUGUUCUCUCCAUUGAAUCAGUAUCAACCUUUCAAGGUCUUUAUAUCAUUUAAUUCUCACCUACUGUCACUGUCUGCUGCCUGCUGUGAUUUCCACUGCUACUAAUUGCUCUCUUUGUAAAUCCACAGAUGGACAGGAAGGCUCCUGGGAGGCGCGAUGGCAGCAUCCCAAACCCAGAUGUCUGCUUAAAAGACUGAGCCCGGAUGAUAACACCAAAGAGCUGUGUGUGGACACUUCUGCUAAAGCUAACGGUCUGUCUAGGAAGCAGGUGUGUAAAAAAGAGGCGGCAAACAUUUAACAAUCAGACAGAAACCAAUAAAUGAUCCAUCAGUUAUUCAUCAUAAGGCGGUGAUAAGGGCUGUAAGAUCCAGUCUCUUAUCUGUGUGCUUGUCUGUCCUGCGCCGCACAAUGUGCUGUGUUCCUAAUAUGUGCUCCAGUUAGCUCACGUUUAGUCAACUUGUCAGCUUGUGGCUCAGCUAGCUAAGCUGUAUCCUGGAAAGUUGUUUGUAUGAACUUGAUAUUUCAGCUCAAACUCAUGACUGUGGACUUAAAUUCUUUAGGUGUGUGGGGGCUGGGAUUCCUCUCUGUGGGCUGAGGACAUGGACAGCAGUGAAGGAGAUGGUUUGAUCUCAGCAGACGAGUUGGACUGCAGGUCCUACAACAGCUCCCCAGUUAGGAGAAGAGCCCAGCAGAGGAUGACCCGAGGUAGGGGGGCUCUAAACCGCUCCUGUUCUGUCCCGGACUCCAACAACCCUCCCUGUCUCUCCCCGGCUGCUCAUGGAGAUAUCAGCGUACCUGUGUCUGACCUCAGUGAGAUAGGAGCGGAUGAACGCCUGAGCUGCAGGUCUGUGUGGACAAACAGACUUCAAAGACUGGAGCGGGGCAAGUCCUGUGAGUCUUACCCCCACAGCAGCACUGAGGAUUAUGGGAACUCGACUGUGGACAGAAAAACGUCAGAGGAAAAUGAGGACACUGCAGAGACGUUAUGCAUUGUAGAAACAAACAUCCAAGAGGAGCAGGAAUGUGAAUCUAAUAACUGCACCCUGGACUCAGCUUCUCCCUGUACUUCCUGUCAGGAUCUGGAGCAGGAGCAGAGCUCGUCUCAGGAGCAGAGCUCGUCUAAGGAGCAGAGCUCUCUGAACCACAGCCUCUACAUUCCCAACAACCACAUGACCAAAAGCAUGCUGUGCCUCAAUGAGGAAUCUCAGGAUGAGGUGAGUUUUCAUCUCUGACCCUGCACUUAUGUUAUAGGUCAUUUCUCAAUAUCAGAUUUGGUGCCAUCACAGAGUUUAACUCAAUCAGCAUCCUGCGGUAGUAAAGGAGUGAAGCCAGAGCAGAAGUUCAAAACCUCAAGUCCCUAAAGUGUCCUCAUGAGGCUUGCUCCAAAAGAAAACAAAGAAAUCCCACUAGAGCCCACCCUGCCUUUACAUUCAGUCAAUUAGUCCAUCUCAGGUAGUUUAUUCAAGGCAAAUAGCCAAUCAAAGCCAAGGACUCUGAGGCGGCACCUGGGGUGGACACUUAUGUUUCAAGGUAGUAGAGGGACACUUCUGGCAGUUUCUUCUUUAUGACUAUAAAAAAUAGACAAAGGAAGUCAAAUGAAAGGCUGUUAGAAACUCCUUAUCCUCUUGUCUCUGUAUUCUUUUUUUUCUGUCCAGUGGAUCUCUCUCAGAGAGUUACUGACUCGGUGUGAGCGGAGGCUGACAGUCAGUGAGCUCUGGGCUCUGUGUUACACCUGCCUGUCCUCGCUGCAGACAUACAUCGACUUUCCAGGUACAGCCAUGCAGGAAAUCACCUCUUACUACCUCAUAUAGCAAAAAAGAUUCACCUUAAAGAUGCACUCCAAUCAUUUUUUACUACCUAAAGUGUUCUCAUUGGUCUUUAAAUUGUGAUGAUGAAGUUUUUAUCAAAAAUCGCAUUGCCUGUGUCGUUUUCAAGGCCUUUUUUCGCAGAGCUCAAGUAGCUCAUUAGCACUUCACCUCUGAAUCGUGGGUGGAGACAGCGCUGCUCUGCACACUUCUCUUCUCGUUAGCUUGCAGCCUAACAUUAUCAGUGUAGUAGAAGUGGCAGGUAACAGAGAAGUUAUUCAGCUCACAGACACUAAUGUCUUUAGGGACACAAUGAAAGCUAAUAUCAUAAUUAGUAUUGCAAUCUGCUAAUGCACACGUUUGUUCCGCGAUCGUCCUCUGUAUUUCAGAGCUUGGACUGGUUAUGUAUGAAAUGUCAUUGUUUCUGAACCUGCUUUUGAACUUGAAUGAAGAAAUACUCAGAAAAGCAAUUUCGCAUUUAGUUUUAUCAUGGUAUGUCCUGUAGCAUCAGAAAAGCACGAUUAUUCUGAAGCAGAUGUGUCUCUUCUCUUUCCCAUCAGCGUAUUUGUGUCUGGACACAGUUUAUGUGGGCUCUGAGGGAGAGGUCCUUUUCUUGAAACCUAAAAACAUUGGUGAGUUAACUGAACUCCUGGUCAGUCUCCACUCUGCUGGAGCUGUUUUACAUCUUUAUCCUUCAUUUUUAGUCCUUCACAUACAAAAUAAAUGCUGACUUCAUCUACUCACUUCUUGUUCUUUCCAGCCACCAGAGAUGAGUUUUACCUUGCCCCUGAGUAUCAAGAACACGGGAUAGUGACUGAGAAGGUCUGCCUGACUGCUCUACCAUUUUACGUUCACUUUUUAUGUGCUUGUGUUUCAGCUCUCCUUCUCCUUUUUUUUUUCUUUUCUGUCCUGGCUCAGGUUUGUGUGUACGGAGUUGCUGCCAUUCUCUGGGCGACGGCCAAGUUCGGUUUAUCACCCAAUCAAAAGCUGGCAAUGCCUCGCAAACUGAAGAGACUGCUGCUGGAGAUGGCCAAGAGGACGCCGAUAGAGAGGCCAUCCAUCGUCAUGGCGAAAAAGGUAAUGAUUGCCACAACUGUGGUGGAAUCACCCACGAACAUGAGUGCAUUGUUGUGGAAAGUGUUAAAUAUCUCAUUUUAAACUGGUGUUUUAUACACUCACCGGCCACUUUAUUAGGUACACCAUGCUAGUAACGGGUUGGACCCCCUUUUGCCUUCAGAACUGCCUCAAUUCUUCGUGGCAUAGAUUCAACAAGGUGCUGGAAGCAUUCCUCAGAGAGCUUGGUCCAUAUUGACAUGAUGGCAUCACACAGUUGCCGCAGAUUUGUCGGCUGCACAUCCAUGAUGCGAAUCUCCCGUUCCACCACAUCCCAAAGAUGCUCUAUUGGAUUGAGAUCUGGUGACUGUGGAGGCCAUUUGAGUACAGUGAACUCAUUGUCAUGUUCAAGAAACCAGUCUGAGAUGAUUCCAGCUUCAUGACAUGGUGCAUUAUCCUGCUGAAAGUAGCCAUCAGAAGUUGGGUACAUUGUGGUCAUAAAGGGAUGGACAUGGUCAGCAACGAUACUCAGGUAGGCUGUGGCGUUGCAACGAUGCUCAAUUGGUACCAAGGGGCCCAAAGAGUGCCAAGAAAAUAUUCCCCACACCAUGACACCACCACCACCAGCCUGAACCGUUGAUACAAGGCAGGAUGGAUCCAUGCUUUCAUGUUGUUGACGCCAAAUUCUGACCCUACCAUCCGAAUGUCGCAGCAGAAAUCGAGACUCAUCAGACCAGGCAACGUUUUUCCAAUCUUCUAUUGUCCAAUUUCGAUGAGCUUGUGCAAAUUGUAGCCUCAGUUUCCUGUUCUUAGCUGAAAGGAGUGGCACCCUGCGUGGUCUUCUGCUGCUGUAGCCCAUCUGCCUCAAAGUUCGACGUACUGUGCGUUCAGAGAUGCUCUUCUGCCAACCUUGGUUGUAACGGGUGGUUAUUUGAGUCACUGUUGCCUUUCUAUCAGCUCGAACCAGUCUGGCCAUUCUCCUCUGACCUCUGGCAUCAACAAGGCAUUUCCGCCCACAGAACUGCCGCUCACUGGAUAUUUUUCUUUUUCGGACCAUUCUCUGUAAACCCUAGAGAUGGUUGUGCGUGAAAAUCCCAGUAGAUCAGCAGUUUCUGAAAUACUCAGACCAGCCCUUCUGGCACCAACAACCAUGCCACGUUCAAAGUCACUCAAAUCACCUUUCUUCCCCAUACUGAUGCUCGGUUUGAACUGCAGGAGAUUGUCUUGACCAUGUCUACAUGCCUAAAUGCACUAAGUUGCCGCCAUGUGAUUGGCUGAUUAGAAAUUAAGUGUUAACGAGCAGUUGGACAGGUGUACCUAAUAAAGUGGCCGGUGAGUGUAAGUAACUACUCCCGUCAACUAUAUAAACAGACUUUUAGCUGUUUGAAUGGACAUGACAGGCUGAAAUGUUGUUAACUCGGCACGAAACACUAAGCUGUUACUACAAGGAGUCAUCAUUGUAAUCCCCUACAUGAGAGGACACUUCACAUAGAUUCACAGGCUGCGCUGAGAACAGGAUCAAGACUGGCUAAAUGACAGUGUUUACUGAUGAGAUUAAACAUUACAUUUAAAUGAAGAAUAAAAAUAGUGUUAUACUACUAUAAGGUGGUGUUGCACAGCACAUCAUCACAAUGAUGGGAGUGUUCGCAAUUUUCUCUUUUCCUUUUGUAACCAACCCCAGUAUGUAAAAUCUAUGUGAUGUUGAAAGCCUGAUCAAGGCGCUCAUAUCAGUGGCUGUCCUAACAUCUUAAAUCCAUCUUUAUAAGCUGUUGUCUCAGCCAGUAGACAGCAGCAGAUGCCGGGUUGCCACAGCUAAGUGAGAUGAUGGCUCUAACAUACAAAUUGUUAGCCAGGCUUGUCUGCAAUCACAGAAACACAGAAAUAUGACAGGUCUUUACUUAAAACCUGUUAUGAUCAAAUUUGUUAGUCAUAUUUGAAACUGAAACCUGGUCAUUUUAAAAGAUGGACUUCCAUCAUAGUUGUUUUCAUUUGAAGAAAUGUUUGCAAGGAACUGAAAUGAUAAAACAAGUGCCUCAUCACAUGUGUUUUAGCUGCGUAGGAGAGUGAAAAGUCCAACUUGCAAAAUAUAUAUCUAUAUUAGCAGCAUUUAGAUUUUAAGACCCUUAUCGGGCAAACUCCUGCAUUACAAAUGUUUGGCAAUGAAAAAUUCACAUACAAAUAUCACCAGAUUUACAUCUGCUGAACACAGAUACUUGCUCAUGAGUAAAGGACUUUUUUAUUCAUAAUUACUUUGUGAAAUAAAUACAAGAUAAAUAUGCAAAUUUCUUGUCAUUUCUUUUUCUGCUAUCACUGUUUUAUUUUGGAUGUUUUAUGUUAUUUCCACUUUUCUUGAUGCAUCUUAUUUCUCACCUUAUAAAGCAGUAUGACUAUCUGCAAUGUGCAAACAGCACAGCUUCAGAGAGAAGCACUUUUCCAAAUAAACAUACUCAAACGUUUUUAUUGUGAAAUCAUUGCAGUUAAAAAAAGAAUCCUUACUUUGUCAAUGAAGAAGUCUCCUGCAGAUCACCAUCAUUUACUUUAAUUGUCAUGCUGUCAAUCAUAUUUGAGCUCAUAAUUUUCCUCAUGAAUCCAUUUGACAAGCACUUGAGUUAUUUCAGGGCAGCAUUUGUGUGAUCAUUAUUGUGACUGUGUGUGAAGCUGUAUUUUUAACACUCUCAUUGUCAUGUGGGUCUAUUUCAGAGCUGUCACGACUACUUAACACGUCAAGGGAUGAGUGCUGAGACGGUCUGGAAUGACCUCAUCAGUAGAGUCCACCCAGUAAGCUCUCCAUGUGAUUUUCAUCACAAAUACGUUCAGAUUUUUUAAAACUUUUUUAUUUCUCUUGCAUUAAAUAAUUCUCACUGUCACUUUGUUUGUCUUUCGUUAUGCUCUCUACGUCUGUCCUGUUUCCUUUCUCUCAGUCAUUGUAAUGAUAUAAAUGUAUUUUCCUUCAGCCAGCCUCAAAAUCCAGCGAUCCAGAUGGUUUGAACACAGCUGAAAGUCACCAAAGCUCACAUGAAGAGUCUGUACAAAACCACAGCGGUAUGACAGCAUAAUGUUAUUAUGAAAGACCCUCAUGCAAUACUGUUUACUGUCAAAUCUGCAGUAGGUUUUUAAAGAUCUUUCCCAACUCAGAGAAGAUUGCAUUUAUGACAGGAGAAGAAUAAGAAAAAACUCAUAAUAGAAAGUUCCCUCAUCUUUUUUUGAAAAGUACAGAUGUGCAUUGCAUGAGACAAUAUCACUGAUAUUGUAACUGGCAUUGUUGUAACUGUGUGUAGGCUUUGUGCCCACGGCCACUGAGAGCCGACUGGCUCCUGUGCCUGGCCCUGUUCCCCACAGCUACCCAGUCCACACUGAACUUCAACUCCCAGAAGCCUUCACUUCAACUGCCACACACUUCUCCCCCAUCAUCCUGACCAGUGAAGGGGACACAGAGGAGGAGAGCCCAGAUCCUGGAGCUGUCAUAGAGGGGUAAAAUGUUUAUACCUUAGCAUAGGAAAAAGCUUUGAAGCCACCAAGGCUUCUGUUUGAUUUGUGACAGGAGAGCAAAACUCCUGGUGCAAAAAGUGCAAAACAAGUGUGUUAAAAAGGUGAGUUGAGCCAGUGUGUCACAUAAACAGAUAACUGAAAGUGGAUACUUUGUUAUAGCUGGAGUAAAGCCUGUGAGCUAGUUCAGACAGUCAACUCUGCUGAAAUAGUUUCAGCAGAGUAGAAAGGACAUGACAAACACAAACACACAAGAUUUCAAGUGUCUGCCUCUGCUUUGCUAUUAUGUGCUGAACUCAGACUUUCAGCCUCACAAUUACCGAUCUGUCCUGCACACUGACGCCAAAAGAUAACCAGUCAUGUCACUGAUAAUCUCAUUUGAAUAAAGGUCAUGUAGAGGUAUCAGUACAAAAGUAAGACUAUUUCAAUUUCGUUACAAGAGGGGAACCACAUGAGUGAGUGCUAUAGACUGCUUCAAGUCUGGUUGGAUGCAGGUGCUGCCAUGCAGUGCUACAGGCCGUAUACUGAGUAUACAGAGUUUAGCCAGUGCAGAUGAGCCUUACUCCUGAAUUAACUUCAAUAACCUGUAGGACAGUGUACCUAAAAACUAGUCUGUUGGUAAAUCGUCCUCUCCUGGUAAGAGGCUAACCUAGUAAGUGGUGGCAUUGGCCGUUUUCUCCCUUGCUGCUUUAGUUCCACUCUUAAGUCUUAAUAUGAUCACUUCUACUACAAGAACCAAGAUAGAGACAAGAAGCACGUCUCAGAGCAAAGGCACCAUGUGAUUUAGCCGAUACUUAUCAUUUGAGAAUGGGUGUUGCUUGUUAGGUCAACCUAGUACCAGUCAAAGAGUGGACCAAACUUUUUUUUUUGUCUCCAGACCUUGUAUACUUUGAGGACUAAGCAAAAAACAAAUAAAAAUGUUUAAUGUUUAGUUCUAGAGGGGGCAGUAGUUGGAUUUUGUUGACUUCAGGCAGGGUUUGUGCAGCUAUAUCUAUUGCUUUCAGUUCUUCUGCUCAUCUAUACUGCACAGUGUCUUAUUGUUACUCUUGAGUUGAUGCAGAUUAGUAUAAAUCUCAAUGCUUGUUCAUUCCAGGACUGUGGAGGAUUUUACCAAAAGCACUGAAAGCUUUGAAGAGAGAGGCCUUGUUUUCACUUCACACCCAGAGUCCCUAAAUUGUGUGCAAAGUGAACCCGGUCCAGAAACACAGGAGCUGCCUGUCAGUCAAGCAGGAUUAACUUCAACUUUGAGCGAUAAAACACUGGCCAACACUCCAUCUUUAACUGAUGUUUCCUGUAUGGAAGUCUCUCUCCCUCAGCAGUUAUCCCCUAACCUGAACAGUUGUGGUGUUUUCAACAAUUACCUCUUCCAUCAGGAUCCCAGGACAGGACAUCUCUCCCUGGUGCCUGUUCAUGUCCGGGCUCCAGAGUCUUAUUUAGGAUUGGACAUAAAUCUCUCCUUGGUGCCACAGCCUCUGCAGAGACUAAUUACGGCUCCAGAGAGCACUGAUGAUCAAUUUAUCGACUGUCUGAAAGAGUCUGACCACCAGGAUUAUGACCCACAAUCUUAUUUUUUCCAAGAGAGCUCCAUCAUUUCUGACAGCACACUUGAUCACAGAAAGUACAAUGGACAAACAGAUCCAGGAGCACGCUUUGAGGAACAGUCUCCGUCAGAGUCUGUCUCCCAUACAGUCCACCCUGCCCUGAAGGAGGUUAUCGACCUGCUUAAAGGAGAAUUCUCAUUUGAUGGGGGCUUGGACAAUGGACGUGAAGACAUUGCAAUGGGUAUGUUUAUUUAGAUGUAGAGUAUAUUAGCGUGCUAUUGCUUGAUUUGCUUUAUAGUACACCAGGUUACACGUCUGUGCAAUUUCAAUUCAAUACAACAUAUCUGGUGCAACAUAUGCCUUUGUGUAUAUAAAGAUAUUCCAUUUCCCUCAAAGUAAUGUUUGGGAAAUGAGGGGAAAACAUUUGAUAAUGUGUUUAUUAACCCAGCAGUAUUUCUGUAUCCAUUACUGUAUCUAUUGUACUGUAUACAUAGAUAAGUCGUGCAGAAGGCAUGGUCAAUCUUGUCCUGCACUGAUCACCCAAUCUUGGCACCAGAACAAGAGGAAAAAAAAACUGCAAGUGGUAAGACAUAGUGAUCUAUAAGCUCAGGACAAAAAUUUUAAGUGUUAUGCCAAAACUGUUGAAAAUAUUAAUAUAAAUCAGCACAGAGAUUUGGAGGAAAAACAUUGCUCGCCAGCUAAUUAUAUAAGCGAUCGAUAGAUAGAUAGAUAGAUAGAUAGAUAGAUAGAAGACAAAGGUUAAAAAUGGGUCAGCUUGACAGAUGAGUUUUAAAAUUUUGUUGGAAUGAAGAAACUGAUAAAAUGUUAAAAAAGGAGCUGAAAAUGUCUUUAAACAGUAAAUUAAAAGUAAUAAAAUAAUGUUUUAAUGCGUGUGCUUGAAAUAUGAAUUAAACACCUAAAUAAUUAGGAAAAAGUAUUCGAUCAAAGUUAAUGAGAUGGUAGUUUGCUUUGAAUUAUAGAUAAAAGAUUGAUUUAUUACCGUAAAUACUCAAAUAAAGUAAACUAUUCAAUCUGUAACCAGGCCUCUUAUAACGUCUUUGAUGAUGGGCUUUUAUAAGUGAAUAAAGUCCAGCUUUCAGUUAUUGGCUAGGGUGGAUUAAUGGUUCUAAUAUGGGGUACAGAAACAUGGAAAACAACUUACCGGUGAGUUUGAAAUGAUCAGGCUUCACUGUUAUAACAGUGUCAGUUUUGAAGCGAACAACAUCACAGGCCUUCUGCUUUGUGAGCGCUCAUCCUGACCCAGUCCACUUUAUGAUAAGCUACCUGGAGGGGGGAGUCUAUCAUUUUUAUUCAUGACCGCUGUGAUGUGUGUAAUGACUGUAACCAAGUGAUCAGGGUUACGGUUACUGGAUAAGUUUAAUGUUUCAUAAUUUACGAGACACUAAUGUGGAACUCUAACCACGGCUCAAACUUACUUGUUAUGCAGCACAGUAUAUUAAAAGACUUUUGACUUAUUUACUAUUUGUGACAAAAGCAAAUAAAUGACCGAGCCCAUAUUUGAGGAUUUAGGAUAGGUCGUAUAUACAGAAAAAAAGCUCAAGAUUACCAACAUAGUAGUUGAUAAAUCAUCAGAAAAUGUGAUGAUCAGUUGGAAAAUCCCUUUUGAUUUACUUGGUAGCUGAAAUCGACCGUUAAAAUCAAUGAGCAAACUAUUACAUAAUACAUCUGGAACUUGAAAAACAACAAAGGGGUCCUUGAGUUUAUCUGGAAACAGCUAUAAGGGGAAUGUACGCAUCCUGUUUGGUAAUAUUUCCAGUGGUUUCUGAAACCUCUUAUUUUUUUUAAGGGGUGGACAGAUCUGGUUCUGUGAAUAUAUAUUUUAGACAAAGCUGAGUAGUGUUCUUGGCUCAUGGACACACAGACACCAGCUGUCCUGUGAGGAGUUUACCAGUGUGAAAGCAGCUUGAGUUCUGGGGAUGCCCUCAGGUGGAGAAUAAACGAUAACUUUUACUCUUUUCAAACUGUUGCUGCUUCCAUUGACGUCAGAAUGGAAAAAAUUAAACUUGACAGCUGCACAGAAACAGAGAUUCUUUUGUCUGGGAUGUACAAAAAUCUGUAAAUGUUCCUCUAACAGGGCAUAUCUCCGUCAUUCAUUUACAUUGAUAUCCACUUUUCUUUCUCUUUUUCGAGGGGAGUACAUCUUCUCAUUGAAGGACCUCCAGUACCACAGGUUUGCUGCCGUUGUAAAGGAGAGGUUCAGUCAUCUCUACUGGGAAGAGGACUUGCUGGGUGUACUGCACUGCCUGGUGAACUACAGCUCAUCCACAAUGUGAGUAAGACCCUAAACACUCGUGCCUGUUUUUUUUUCUGCUCCAAUGAAUUAAGAUGAGCUCAGAAAACACAAUUUUCUGUGAACACACCUUUGGAUUACCAGUGUGGUUGGAUGUUGUUGUUUCUGGUCUCUCUAGUAACUGUUCAUGUUGUAGGUCAAACUCUGUGUCAUUUUAAGGUAUAAAUACAUUUUUCCCGACAUCAUGUGUGUCAAUACGUCUCGAUUUAGAUGUGCACUAACAAAAUAUUCACAGGGUAGGAGUGUCUCAGUAUGCAAAUCUUGAAGAUAAAUGAAAUGAUCUGCCCAGUACUGUGUCACAAAUGCAAUAUUACAAAUUACUGAGUCCAGUAGAAGCAAUUUUCAUGUUUGCAAAUCUGACAUUUCAGAGAAAAUGUCAGGGCAGUAAAGCCCCUGACAUUUGUCCUUGGUUUCUUACUCACACAUAAUCAUCAAAUAAUGAAGUUCCAAGUGUCAGGUUGUUUAAACAGGCUGAAUAUACAGCAAAGAUGAUGCUGCGGUGUCAUGUUUGCAACACACUCAAGAUGUGAGGUCAUCUUUUGACGAGUGAUGUGUCGGUCAUGAGCGAACUUGUUCAUAGACGUCUCUUAAACAAUGAAAAUGAUGGGAGCUGGCUCUUGUCUGUGAGACUCCCCACCGCAGACCGUAGAAAACAAUAACUACAAGGCAGAAUGACGGGAUGAGGGUGAUCCAUGCAUGGAGUGCAUGACUGUCACAUGCAUGCUGUGUGCAACCAAUCACGCAAGGAUACACUAAGCAGAGGGGGGCGGGGUGUGCCGUGUGCUUGUGCUCAUUAGAUGGAUGUGCUCAGGAUGGCUACAGCAAUUUACUGAUAUUUGAAAACAUAAUUUUUACUUGUGAAUACUUCAGUACAAAGGAUGCAUUGAAUUAUUUAAGAGGUAUGUGUACACAUAUGUACAUAUCAUAAGCCAAACAACACUAAAUUUGUCUGAAGAAUGAAGAGCCGUUUGGGAGCUGUCUUGGUGAUCAUGGGCUGAAUGAUCUGGCUCACUAAAAAGAGCCGUAAUUCCCAUCACUACUUUUGACAGAUACCCUAUAAAAAGUUAAGAAAUUAUUUUAUUUUCAGACGCUGGAGGUUAUUUAGGAUAAAGUGCUGUUCGGGUUCUGGAAAAAAAGUUGCGUAUGUUUUUAGAGGAUUAGUUGUGUAAUGUCCUACUUCAUGGGUUAUAGACGUGAUCUUAGCUGUUGGCACAUUAACGUUAAAUCAAAAAAGGAUCUCCUGUUGAAAAUAAACACUUCAGUCGUAACAGGAGGAUGUCCAAACUUGGUUGCACGUGAUCAGGUUUUAAUCUAUUCUUCUGUGGGUUCUGAAGGGGAGGCGCAGCCUUUACUGAAGAUGACCUUUUCUCCUACACACGCUUACGUAUUACUCUCAAACACUGCAUUCAAAUGAGCAUUUACUCAACACCCACUUCACACGUAAACUUUAGCCUGCAGCUUACACGGUUCCUAUGGUAACAGCUCUACAAUGUACUCGUGCUCAGGAGAGCGUCUGAAGAAAGCCUUCUCUACAUUCAUAUUUAUACACUGAUAUUUAUAUGUGGACAAGUAGCCAUUAGAGGUGAAGUGUUGAUGAAUGGAUGAAUAUAUGAAUGAAAGUGAAGAAUCCAUGCUUUGCUCUUCUUUUUUUUAACUCAAAUAUAAGCUAAAGACAAGCUGAGAAAACAGCCUGUGGUAGACAUGCCAUUUUAUUGCUGUGCUUGUAUACACUGAGGGCGAUAUGUGGAGAGACCCUUUUAUUUACCAUGGAGAGGACACAUCACAGCUUUACAGAGAGAUAAACACUCUCCAUUUUAAAGGUGGAUUGCUCACAGGGCUCAGCUGUGAGAAAGAGGGAGGAUUUUAGUUUCCAUAUGAACAGGUGCUCUGUUUUUACUCUGAUAUGUAUUCUGUGUCCUGCGACGUUGUGCCAUGUAGUCUACUUUCAUGUUGUUAAGUGCUGUACAGCUUUGAUUUAUAAAGCACUGUGCUGUCUUUCAUUUGGGUUAUACUGUGUCCUGUUUUAUGCUAUUGUAAGAAACUUAGUUUUGUUGCGUUAUACUGCGUAGCGUCUUGGCUUGUCCAUUGGUUUUUGGAGGUUUCACAUGGUGCUGUUUUGUAUCAUUUAGUAUUAUAUUGUAGUUUUACUAUGUCAUGUUGUGAUGUGUGUUAUCAUGCAACAUAUUGUCAUUUGACAUCAGAUGGUGCCAUAUCUUAAUGUGCCUAUUAUUUCACAUUGUAUUGUGUUUUUUUUUUUCAGUGUUGUGUUGCGUUAUUUGGUUGUGUCUCGAUAUAAUUCUCAAUGAGAUCAGCACAAAAGAUCGGAUUAGAUAAAAUGUUAUAUCACAUUGUAUUGUACAGUAUGGUGUCAUUGUCAUGUAUCGUAGCAUAUCAUAUAGUUUGGCAUAGUAUGGUAUGGUGUUGUAUUUUGUUGUAUCAGACUGUAUCAUACUCUGCUGAGAUGGAGCUUGAGGUGCCUGCCUGAGUGCAGUCCUGUAAUUCUGUACCUAUGAGUGCAUGUCCAGAGGAUCCUGUUUGGGUAUAUAUUGGUAUGUCAAUAGAGCUUAUUCAGCAUCAAGGCUAAGUGGUAGGGCGUGGCAUUGGAUGGCAUGCUGUUGCAUGUUGAUGCAUAUUGCAUUUUAUCUUAUCAUAUCAAUUUGAAUUAAACUGAAAUGAAUUAAGAGAUUGUUUUCUUUUGUAUCACAUUGUAUUGCAUGGAUCUCGUCAUAUAUUGUUGUAUUUUAUCUUAUUGCAUAGUAAACUAUCAAAUUGCAUUGUUUCACAUAGAAUCACAUGAGAUAGAAUUUUGUCGGAUGACAUGCAGUAUUGUGUUGUGAAAUGUUCCUGUGCAUCCUUAUGUGCUAGCUCUUGUUGCACUGUACAACAUUGUAUCCUAAAUUAUUGUUAUGUGUCAUAUACUGCAGUACAUUUGUUCUGAAGUUACAUAUUAAGUCAAAUGUUAUUGGAAUCUAUCAGGUUACACUUAAUCUCAUUGUGUUUAUUUAUUGAAUACAGUAUUUUGUACUUUUUUGUACUCUCUUGUAUGUAGCUUUAUGUGUUGGCAGAAAACAUUACACAGUAUUGUAUGAAGCAUUUUUUUGUGUCAGUUAGUGUUUAAGUAUAUUUUAUUACAUGAUAUGAUAAAGACUCAUAUGUAUGGUAUUGGGUACUGCAUUGCAUUGAUGUGUUAUGUUAUUGUAAGUGUUGUAUUGCACUGGAUCAUUGUCCAUCUGUGUAAAGUUCAUAGAGUUUUUACGUUGGCCUUUCCCCUCAGUUUUCUUAUUAAUGGCAUGCUCAAAUGGAUAGGACUGACAUUAUUAUUUACAUAAGCCCUAAUUAUCACAAGCUUUGAACACACUCUAUGUGUUCUCUGUCUCAUUGCGCCUCCUGCAGCGGCUCUAAUGAGCAGCCUCCAUCAAAGACUGUGGAAAGGGCAGCCGUAACACCACCCUCGACAGCCACUGUCUGGGCAGAGAGGAGGGGAGUUUGCCUGCACGGUUGUUUCGACCUGAAUGGAAACAUUCACAUGUCCAGUCCGUCUGCAGAGGAUUCCUGGGAAGGAGCUGAGGCCCAGCCUUGCCCCAGAGAAAAUGAGGCAGCACAUGAAGAUUCAAGGAUAAGAUCAGAGGAGAACCAACACUUUAUUUAUAGAGGUAGGAAGUAAACUAUUUUUACUAACUACUAGUGACUUUAAAAAUGUUAAUCUUUUCAAUCUUUUGUGCACAUGUUUGCAAAGCUAUGAAGAUUUGUUCAUUUGUUCAAAUGUGUUCAUUCACAUCAGUAAGCCCUAAAGUAAUUCCGAAUUUAGAACAGAUGUGUCAAUAUUAUCAGCAGUUUGUCGACAGCUGGGGAAGAAAAAGUUUCCUUUGUGAGAGAUAAACAUACAGAUUGACAUGCAGCUGCAAUGAAAGAAAUAACAGAUGUAGAUCUAAUACUGCGUUUAGAUUAAUUUCAGAUCUCAGCAUUGCUUUACAGAAGUUUUGAGGGAAAUUUGGAGAAAACAUAUUAGUUUUUUUCAUAGAUUAUUAACUGUUUUCAACAAUAUUAGUAUUUUCAAGUUCUAUUUUUGUGAUCAAGAUGCGUAAAGUAAUGAUUUUCUUUUAAGUGUUUGACAUUGAAAUGCUUAAAUUUUUGCCCCAGAAGUGCACUAAAUUCAUAAAGUGACACCAAAACAUUUACACCAUCAUUUUAUUAUUAUUUUACAAUCAUGCUGGGACCAAUGCUUAGCUGAUUGAAGAAUUAUGCUUGAGGUGAGGCAGAAUGUUAGACAUUGUGUAUAACAUCAAAUUGACAGGACUGGGUGCAAAAAAAAAUAGGCUUGUGUUUAUUUAUUUAUUUGUUUGGAGAAAUACACUGAAGUGAUGAGAAUAGUAUAUCAGCAGCACAAUCUGAUGGUUUCUGAUACUUAAUGUUAUUCAAAUUAUUUUGACUGCAUCCUGAAAAAACUAAAAGGAUUUUCUGUGCUUUAUCUUUUGAAUAACCCCAAAUUUUCACAUAAAAAGAUUUUUAUUUUUUUUUUAUUUUAUUUUAUUGCCAACACAACAAACACAACACUAAACAUAUUUCUUAAUAAGGGUUUCAUUUGAAUCUCAGCCCCUUGUGGUCAAACUAAGUAUUGCAAAAAUAAACAAUUAAAAAAACUUAACCUGUCAAAGGAAAAAUCAAGGCAGACAAAUCAUCUUUUCCAUUUUACCAUGAAGGUGAAAUGAUGGUGCUGGGGGUCAGUAUGACCCCAAAUGAGGUCAGUGUUGUAAAUGAUGGAUAAGUGGAUAUCAUUAUAAAUUAAAAACAGGAAAAUUGGGGGGGGAAAUGGUCAAGAAAAAAAUCAGCUUUUGUUGUAGGUGUAAAAAUAAAGAGCUUUGAAAGUUAUGUUUUGAAUUUGGUAAUUCAGUUAUAAACACAGAGGAAAAACCAAAUGGGUCUGACUAAAAACAUUUUUCAGAGCUCUAUGCCUCGUUGAUUUAUUUUGGUCAGCUGCUGGCAAUAUUCCUAAGAGCUGUGACUGACUGUUGGAUGCUGUUCUUAAGAUUGAUGCAUAUUCAUAACAGUCCAAGAAAUACUUGCAAACUCUUCGGGCGUUACCAUGGAAAUCCUCUGCAUACUGUAUGUGGUGUUGAUUACAAACAAGCUCAUACGAGGGAUUGAUUAGAGAAAAUGACAAUAAAAGAAGUGCGAGUUGAACUCAGAGGCUGAUCUGUAAAACAGUGGUUGCUUUGUGCAGCUGUGACGGGAUAAGCAGUGCUUACCCCUGCACCACACUUGAAUCUCUUUCUCUCUCUGAUUUCUUGAUAUGAAUCCAGUCAGUUAUUUUUCCUCUCCACGUGAUUCAGUCCCUCUCUCCCUCUUUUUGUCCUCUUUCCCUCACUCCUCUCUGUCUCUGUUUACUGUUGGAGGCAUGAGCACUGACGGCUCAGAUGCAGGGGUCAUGGAGGGAGGAGAGUAUUCGGUGGGGGGCAGCAAUGAAAGCCCCUCUGAAGCUGAGUGUCUGUCGGGGAGAGAUGAAGGCCUGACAGGAGCCCACGAUGAGCAGAUGAGCCCGGACUGCUCAGAGGACAUGGAGGACAGCGACUCCGUGGUGUCUGAGCAGCUUGUCUCACCUGGAUCCAGAGCGGACAUGGCACUGGGCCUGAGCGCUGGUUCGGCGUGGGCUUUGGCUUUUUACGGAGAGGAUUGUUUUAGUCCAGAGGUGAUCCAGUAUGCAGGGAAUCUGGGUCAGCACACAGGAUCACCAUGUGUGGAUGUGAAAACACAGGUGAGUUGAAGCUGUGACACUCACUGCCUGUGCGUCAUAUCUGACCUGACCUGCGGGUGUUACAAAAAAAGAGAUCCUCCUCUGCCAGCUCAGUGGACUCUGAAUCAUGCAGUCCAGCUCUGUCUAGUUCAUCUUCCAGUAAAUAAUGAGAAAGAUGUUCAACAUGAUCAGGUGGGUUACCAUUAACUAAAUACUUGUUUAUGAGAAAUAACUAAUUAUUCUCUGAAAAAGGACAUAGAUCUACAGUUGUAGAUUUCCAUCAAAAUCAUCUCUGAAAUAUUUCUUUGACAGAAAAUGGUUUGUGGUCACAUAUACAGUUUUUUUCUUUCCAAUUAUUUUCAUAUUAUAUAUGCUUAGGCUCCUGAGUGCCUGUUGGACACAGUUUUAUUUACCUCGCCUGCUUUUUUAAAUUUGAGCUGGAGUUGUUUUCCUGUCUUUAUUAAAAUAUAACAGAAUUUCUCUCCCAUUGAAAGGAGGUGAAAAUGUGUGGGGACUUGAAGAUAAUUGUUGUUUUAUUCUCUCCACACUGGAUCUGAAUAUUAAUGUGUUGAACUUAAACCCCCCUGGCAGAGGAAGUUAUUAUCAUUUGUAAAAGAAUAUUAAUGAAAAAGCUCUUUGUAAUUAUUUGUUUGUACACUCUGAUGGCACAGGCGGCGUGUGCAGCAGCUCUCAGCACACCUCAAGAGGCUGGCUGCUGCGACUUCUCACUUCAAAAGAGCUCCUGCGCUCUGUUGCCACGGUGAAGAGCGAAAAUAAAACACUGUUCCAUGUACAAUGGAAAGACCCAAAGGCUUCUUUAGUGAGGAGCAUGUGGUGAUAUUUUAAGACCACUUGUAUGAUCUGUGUGAUGUACUGUAUCGGUUUCCAGGAACUGCAGCAGCAGCUCACGAUUGAAACAAGGAAUCUAAAGAAAACCAGAAAUUUCUACCACAAGCUGAUUCAGCAGGAGAGGAAAAACAAAGGUAGGUUAGUUUUUGUAAGUGCACCUAUCUAGAAAUUAUAAGCUCAGUGUCCAUUAAAGUCUAUAAAACUAUUAUGUGUCCCAAAGGUUCAGAUGGCAAACUGAUGCUGUCCAAGCUCAAGAGCCAGCUUGAAGAACUGCGAUCCAAAGUGAUCUUCUUGGAUACUGUGAAGAAGUACCUGGAGGUACUGACACACACAACAGUACCAGAAUACAGUAUAGUUACUUUUGCACCUUUUAUUGUCAAGUUUCUUGUGAUGUCACAUAGUAUUUGAGAUAUCUCCUGUAAGUCGUCCCAGGGUCACGUGUCAACUAUCUGCUGCUGUGUACUGAGGCAGAAGCAAAAAAACAGGAUUUUAAAAUUAAAGUUGUAUAUGUAUGUACGUAUAUGUAUGAGGAAUACCAGGGAAACAGUGAGUAAAAUGGUACAAGAAUCAUCAUGGGGAGUUAUAAUUUGGCACAGCUUUUAUAAACAGCUGAAUGCUUCAUCUUUUAGCAUAUCAACGUCAUAUCCUUGUGAGCAUCAGGAUUUUGAAAUGAACGUACAGGAAACUGAGUGUGUUCUGAGGAAGGGCGGACCAAAAUGACAGCAUAUAAACCCUUCUGUGACUGCUGUUCGACCCAAGCUCUUAAAUUGAACUUCACAAGAAGAACUUCUUGUAUCACUAUAUGUUGUUUUGAAGUAAAGUUUUGACCUUAAACAGAUUUAUUUUUAUUAUUCUCCAUUAUAACUGUGGGCUGAUAAGGCAAAAAAAAAAAAAACAGGUAUACUUAUGUGUGUAUAUAUUUAUUCAAAUAUUGUUUUUUUAAGGAUUCACUUAUGGGCUUUACAGCCUUUGUUUAGAAAGACAGGGCAGUGGAUAGAGGGGGAAAUGGGAGGAGCUGCUGGAUGGAAUCAUAUGUCCGUCCAUACAAGUAGGAAUCACGCUUAAACCAGUGACACAUGAUCUUUUUUUUCUAACCUCCUGAGCCUGUCCUCCAGGUGAAGUAAACUUUGAAGCCCAUCUCAGUCUUUUGCAUAGUGAUUGAGGGUGAGCGCAGACUACAUUAAAGCUUUGUGAUUGCUCCGCCUGCAGUUUACAACACUUAUAGGGAAUUAUACAUUUAAUUAAAACUAUCUUCCUGUCAAUGUGGCUGAUGGCACUAUGGACCUUAAGAGGGUGACCACAACACAAAAAAGGCAUGUCACUGGAAUCAUAAACACUCCGAUGUGAUUCCUUGUCUUUUUCAGGUCCUGGGUGUGGACCAGUGGGGUUUGGAGGUUUCAUUGCUACCCUCUUUAGCUGUCUGUGGACCAGGCUCUCUGGACCUUCAGUCAUCUGAGGAACAAUCCGUCCUGAGUUUUGGUAACAGCAAAGGGAAGAGAACUCUGCAAGCAGGGUCUCCUGAAGGUCUUAUGGCUUACCUCUACGCCAGGUACGACUGCUGAUGUUGAAGUUCAAGGGUCUUCUAGCGGCGUUUAUGACAUUGAAGCUAAGAAACAAAAUGAAAAUAUCAGAAAUGAAAUAUCAGUUAGUCCAACAGUACAUAUCAGGUCCCAGCCAUAGCACUAGCCACCAAACAUAUUUUCAGCUUUGCAUGAUUUCUUUGGCAAAGAGACUAAACACAACUCACCCACUCUCUUCUAGCAGCUGCUUGUUUGUACGGAGACUUUGGGCAAGUCCAUUACCAACUGCAGCGGGGUGACGCAGCUCAAGGAAGAACAUUUAUGAUCAUUUUUUCACGGAAAUGCAAUCAGACCGAGACGCUAAGGCAGAAGAACUACCAUGUCUGCAGUGUAAAAUGAUUAAUAUGGUGAUUAUCACUUCGAGGAAAUGAUAAAGAAAUGAUCAUAAAUGUUCUUCCUUGAGCUGUGUCACCCCGCUGCGGUAAAAUUAAUUUUACGCCUGAAUAUCCCUUUAAGAUAGUUUGCAGUGAGUGUUUAGCAGUUGGGAUGAAAGCCAAUGUCUCUAUGGCUGAUUCCGUGGCCCCACCCCCAGAUGAGUGAGCCGUUACCCCAUGGAACGGCUGUAAAGAUUGUACACCCCAUGAUUUAAAGUUACUCAUUCCAGGUGAAGGUAAAACAGAUAAUGAGAUUGACAGAUAUGUUAGGACAGCAGUACUGUUGGCGUUGUUGUCUGCACCGUCAAGGUAAAGAAGGAGCUGAGUCUGAGGAUCCAACCUCCUCAUAAAAUCAUAAGCUAUGAAAAGUGUCUCAAAGAAUGAGAUCUCAUUUACAAGCAGAUGAUGAGUUUCCUUCACAGGGUGGUUGGGUUCAGCCAGGGUCAGGAGUAAAGGCACCCACUGCUCCCUCACAAAGAAAGAGGGCAGUUCAGACAUCUGAUUUUUUUAGCAACUGAGGUCCAGACUGAAACAUUUACAGCCUGCAGUGGGUAGAUUCUCAGCUGAUCUUGUGUGAAGAGCCAAACAGUUUUUUUGAUUUUCUUUAGUCCUUUGCUAUGCUGUAACUGCUUCCCCUGAAAGCAGCAGUUAAAUGUUAUUCAAGGCCCUCGGUCAGGACACUCCAGGAGCAUCAUAUGAUCACCCCCUCUUAUUAAGCACAGUAUUAAACCGCUUUAUUUGAAGAGUUAUUCUUGCUCGCACAUUUUCCCUCAUAUUACAGUCAUAUAUAACUCUUUUAUAAGCACUUAAACUGUCUUAUUUCUUUUUUCAACUUUUGUGUUUUUCGCUGAUUUACCUUUUUUUUUUUGUUGUUUUUUUUUCUUUUCUUUGUGUGAUGUAUUUUUGCUAUCUCGUUUAGAAAAUUGCUCUUUAUACAAAGUUUUUUUUUUUCUUCCUCUGUUAAAAGUUAAAUGUUUUGAUUGUUGAACUUUAUUUCUUUGCAGAAAUGCAGCUGUGGAAGGCUACAUCCAGCAGUUCCUCUACACCUACCGUUUCCUCUGCACACCUGAACAGCUGCUGCACUUCAUCAUGGAAAAGUUCAUCAGUGCUGCAAGGUACGUAGAGAAAGCUGCAUACAGCUCGGUAUAAAGAAAACAAAGUUCGGUAAAAAGGAACACUUUGAAUUAAAUAUAUUACUUAUUUUACAGACGAGGUGCAGACAUGUCAGGAGACAGUGAGAAGAUCUUCCAUCGCAGUCUGGACCUGCUUCAGUUCUGGGUGAUGGACUGCAGACAAGUGGACUUCACAUCCAAACCCAGCCUUGUGGAAACCUUAGAAAACUUUCUAAAUACAGAGGUAACUACAAAAGCACUGAGUUUGAUGGCUUGACAGUGACCUUGAAUAAUUUUACCGUAUAGUUUCUAAUAUGUGACCACUGUAAAUUUUCUGACUGUGUUAUCAAUCUUCAGGAGAAAACACAAGUAGUUAUAAAACGUUAUCGUUCUCUUGAAUCUCUUCUUUGUUUUAUUUCUUCACAGGUGAUCCCUGUGGACAGCCGGGGGGAGGCCAUACUUGCGGCCCUCCACAGUAAGACUUUAAGCCACGGUAGAGGAAGCCUGACCAGCUUUGAGGAUGAUGAUGAUUCUGUGUCUCUGCAUUCAUCUACUGAGGACCUCGGAAGAAAGGUCAGAAUGAUAACUCUAAAAGGGAAUAAGUGAAAUUACAGUGUUUCAAGCGUUGGCUUUUUUAAAAUUAUUUAAGGGCCUGAUAGACACAAAAAGCUCCUCUGGUUUUCUUAAAGCAGCCUUGGGGGUCAGGCUGCCAUUAAUUUGGGGGGCAGAGGCACCAAAUCAAAGUAGGUUCACUAAACUAACGUAAUAAGUAGCUGUUCAUUAAACUAACUGAACUGAACAUUUGAACUGAACAUUUGCACUGAAAAAAAAAAAAAAAAAAAAAAAAAGGAAAAAGGACCACAUUCAGAAACCUUGUGAAGUGACAGCCUCCAUCAUCAACUCCAUCUUCAGUUCUCUGCUGUUUCAUCUCUCUUCUUGGUUUUCUUCUGUGAAAAAUACCCCAGAUCAAAUGGACCAGAUUGAAAUGACUGCAGUCAGUCUGAAAAAGUCUGAGAGCCCAUAUUGUUAAUAUGCAGAGGGGAAAUGUGCUAGACCUCAGAGCAACAAUUUCAUUGAGUGAUAACAGACCACUGCAACGGAGUAUUUACCAAUAAGAAUCAAGUAUUUAUCCCGGUAGUGUUCAGGUGUGAUACGAUUUAUUGAAUCAUCACCUCAGCACCUUUAACUUUGAUGAUUUGUUUAGGAUGUUUUGGACUGAACUUUAAUGUUUUUUUUAGAGCUAGUAAGAAACGCAACAAUAAUAUUUGUACCGGUGAUGAAAAUGUAUUUGUGCUGGGAGAAACAGCUAUGUUUGAAUCACGAGAUGGUCUUCUGGUCAUCUCUCCUGUCUUGAAUAUCUCAUUCUUGACCCUCUAUAGUGGAGAUUCUCCAGAGUAGUGGAGCCCUCCUCAACUCUGCCCAAAGAGAAGACCUUCUCCAUCGCCGCCGCCCUCCCUAUGCCGUGCUACAGCUCCAUAUUGGACGACCUCUCUAAUGUCUGUCUUCACGGUGAGGAGCGACUCCCAUUCAGCCAGAGUGAAUACAGCGCCCAGCACAUCGCCCAGCAGCUUACCCUCCUGCAGCAGGUACACACUCAUACACACUCUGUACACCUGCACCUCAACCUCAGCUCAUGUCAUUGUUGUCUCUUCCUUCUACCACUAGAGGAAGACAUCUGCUUUGAAUGCAUGUCCAAACUGAUACUGUAAACCCUGAUUUAGUAUUAAAUUCUGUAACACAGGAAGUGUUUCAAGGAUGUCAUCCAGUUCACUUUCUGAACUCCAGAACAUUAGGAAUCAGGGACAAAUCCUCAGCCCUCAACAAGUGAGUAUGAUGUACAUACUUCUUACAGCUGUUACUGCUUUUGUUGUCAUGUAUUUCACUACCAUGUAAAUGUUUUAAACAGCAAUAAAAAAGUAGAGGGUGUUGAUGAGUGGCAGUACGCCUAAGUUUCAUUUUUCAAAGCCUCUGUAGCUGCCUGAUGGGUAACAACUUAUGGAAAGAUUGAUUAAAACACAAGUAAAUGUUGCUGGUAACCCCUUAUACUUUUGACCCCAAUGAAAAACAAAUCUGAUUUAAGUUAAAGAAAUCAUGGAUUACUUUUACAUCAAAUGGAAUCAAGUAUAAGUAGAUCAAACAGGUCUAUCAGAGCAGAAACUGGCCUAAGCCUGAAUUCUAAAUCUGUUACCCUGAUGUGAGCUUUUUAUAUUAUUUGUUAUGUGUUAAAAUCAUAGUGUUGUUACCAAAAUGUUAAUGAAAGCUUAAAUAAAUGGUUUGCAAAUGAUUAACUCUAUGAUGAGUAUGAAAACACUUCGUAUGUUAACAUUGAUUUUUUUGAUUUUUUUUGCAUGGAAAAAUAUGUUAAUUUAAUACCAGAAAUGGAUUUAAAAACAGUCCAAACAAGUACAACGUUUAAAAGAAAACUACCCGGAGGAACAACUCUUUAGAUCUUAAAGAGGUUAGUAACCUGAGGGUGAGGCUGAAACUCUCAGGAGUAAAGAUGGAAGCAGGGUCAUCACUCUAUGACAGACCUGAAGGUAAAUAGUGAAACAAUUCCAGGAUAAUGUAUGUGAGUAUAGAAUUUAAAAAAAAGGGGGAUUUUAUCAUUUAUCUGUAAAAAUCUCUGUUCAAAAGGGACCAAGUGGACUGGCCUGUAUCUUUCGGCCAUGAGGCAGCAUUGCAGUGAAAACUCACAUGACUCUGUAGCGGAAAUCACUGCAUGUGCUCAUAAUCAACCCAAAAACAUUGUCGGUGAAGACAGUUUGUCAGUGUAUCCCCAAAUACAUGUUUAAACUGAGCCAUGCAAAAAAGAGCCAGAAAUCCAGAAAUGCGGACAGCUUCCCUGGGCCUGACCUCAUUUAUAAUACAAUGCAAUGCAAGAACUUUAUUGAUCCCCUGAGAGAAAUUCAUUUAUGGACUGAGGUGAAGUGGAAACGGUCAUGUGUACUGAUGAAACACAGUUUGACCUUCUUGUAGGACAAAUUGUCCUCCAACUUAAAGAGAAGAGCGACAGUUUGUUCUUGCCGCAGAGUUAAAACCAGCAUCUUUGAUGGCGUGGGUAGAUUUUACAUCUGAGAGGGCUCCAUUGAUGUUAAAUAGGAUUUGGGGCCACAUAUCCUUCCAUCCAGACAGUGCCUUUUUCAGGGGAGACCUAACUUUUUUCAAGCAAAACAAUGCAUAACCACAAUCCUCAGGUAUUUUAACAACAUAGCUCUGUAGUAGAAGAGUCCUUGUGCUUGCCCUCUAUUAAAAAUAUUUGGUGCAUCAUGACACAAAUGAAGGAGACCCUUCACUGAUGGGGAGAAUACCAGGGCAACAUUUCUCUUUUGAAACUGCAGUAACUGGUCUCCUUGGUUCCCAAUCAUUUAAGAGACUGCUGUUAAAGAGUUGAUGCGGAGCAAUGGUAGACAUGCUUCUGCCCUUACUCACUAGUAUUGUGUUGCUGGUAUUACAUUAAAAAAAAGAGCAUAUAUUGUAUUUUUCAUGCUCAUAACUAAAAGAGAAAAUUAGAAUUUCAGCCCCCCAACCUGUGUAGUAGUUUUUGCUGAAAAAUGACUCAAACAAUGAUAUAAUUAUCAUACUCCAUUUAUUUUUCUUUUGACGUAAUAACCUACAUGACUAUCAGCUAAUUAAAUCAUUCAUGUUUCUAUAAUCUACCAGGAAUGUGUCUCAGCAUGUUUCACCAGCAGAGGGCGGCACACUACUUGAUUGUGAGGGGAUGCAGUCACACAGCUUCCUCCAACAGCUGCUCUCAUACGCCGACAGUGUCACUAACUGGAUCUCCGCUGAAAUAGUCAUCUGUGACUCAGCCAAGGUGAGAGGACAUAUGAAUCAUCAAGGUAACAGAGUCAGCUGAGGGAGAUGCGAGUAAGAAGUCUAAUUGUUUUUCAUUUAAAACACUAUUUUAGUGUGUAGUCUGCUCAAACACUAAACGGUUUCUUUGGAGUAAUUCUUGCCAAAAUAUCCCCAUUAAAUAAAAAAAAUUAAUUAACACUGCUAAAGUCUUUCAGGCUUUAAUUACAUUGUUUUCAGUGAGUACAAAUUCUGGUUUAGAGAUUCACUGAAAGUACUGUAAUCAUCCUUCUCUGUUUUGGUAGGAAACAACUUCCGAAGCCUCUUAAACUGCUUUUCAGUAACAACCUCAGUACAAAGGAGUAAUUUAACAAAAAACCCUUUUUUGAAAAAAACUAAUCCCGACAUGUUAUGGUUAAAUCAGGAUCAGAAACUAAAUAGUCUGUUAAUAACUUAGUUUGUUAGUAUAUCUUUGGCUCAAAGGACAAAAACUUUCCUGUACGCUGAAAUAUGGAGCUCACUGCCUCGACAUCAUUAAAGUGUAACAUCAUCAAAGAUAUAAAGUAUAUCGGCCACUUUUUUCAGUGACUGUCCAAUGAAAUGGUUUUAAUAACUGUCAGCAGGACAAGAAUCAGAUAAUACUGACACUUAGCGGAUAAUAACACAGCGCAUUAACCUGCCGUCAACUUUUAAAACCACUUUUAUCUUCCACUCUUAAACCCACAGUUCAACUACUUUCAGUCCCAAUGAUAUCGUAAUGACACUCAAAAAAGUAAAAGUCUUAAAAUCUUUGUAAAUUCAAUUUCUAUCACAUCUAUGGGAUGAAAAAACAUGUCACAGUGAAGUUUUAACAGGACUGAGCCUUUAGUUGUGGACAUCAGGGUGAUAAAAAAGUCACUUUUUCACGUUUUUUGCACUUUAAUCUGCAUCAGACCAAAACUAUUCAGAACUAACAUGAGGACCAAAAAUGACAGUUAUAGAAGUUUAUUUAAAUGAAAGGUGCUUUAACUUGAACAGUGUUAACCUUUUUUCUGAUAAUCAUCAUUGAAGAGAUACUCUGAAAUCCCCUCAUGAGAAAGCAAAACUCAUCUCACAAAUCUGAAAUCACUGCUCAGUUGGCUGACCUGCAUUGUCUACCUGCAGACCAAAUCACUGGCACAUCCUUGUCUAUGAGGUAGUUUAGUUUUAUUCAUACUAUUUUGAUUAAAUUGGUUUGAAAAAUGACAAAGGCUACUGUCUUUACCCUGUGAUCCAGCCACUGCACCUACUACACCUAAGCUUUCUGUCCUCCGAGUGGAUGUUUUGGAUGUUUUAUUUAAAGCACAUUGAAGAUUAUUUGACAGAUGUCCUAUGUGAUCCAGGAUUUGUUGACAUGUUUGAAACAGUUAAAUGUUGUAUGUCUGUAUUUUUGUUGGGAUGUGCUGCUGCUCAUUUUGGCUCGGAUAAAUAAACGGAUAACCUUGUAUCAGUCAGUCUGAGACUUUUGAAAGCAAAGUUUCAGCAUAUCCGUUGGUGCUAUCUACCAACUCUAAUGCUUCUUCGACUGAGUGUAAUAUACUAUAUUUAAUCACCUCUUUGUUUCUUCAUUUUCUCUUUAUCAGAGAGUUUGAACCUUUUACCUGCAGUCUUCUGCAAAGUUUGUUCUACCUCAGUCAAAUCCGUAUCACAUGUAACAUCAUUGAAGUAAAAUAAUGAGAAGAAUGAACAAAAACAAAUGGGUACCAGGAGGAUGUGAGAGCCGCGCUCCUUCGAAAGCCUUCAGACCUUACAGAUGGACUUUUCAGGCUGGUUGUCGUAAAGACUUCAAAAGGUGCUUCAAAUGAUUUCAGGGCUCUAACUUUUACUGCAUCUCCUCCUCAGCUUCUCAUACUUAACAAAGUUUGUCUUUUCACAGUGUGUGUGCCUCUAUUUUUGAGUAUAAUUAAUCACUCCUGUGAUGAAUGGAGCUAAUUACAUUAACAAUGAAAAGUUAAACUUCAUUAUAAGACCUCCUGCGACCACGGUGAAGUCUGAUUAGAUUUAAGCUCUUGUAAUGAUGGCAUUCUUCUCCUGUCGUUGAAUGCGAACCGUCUUCUCUGUCCUGCAGACACAAUCUGCUGUGCUGACCAAGUAUCUGUGGAUCGGGAAGCACUGCUAUGAAGCGAGGAACUUUGCCACCGCCAUGCAGGUCCUUGGGGCGCUGGAGAACGUGAUUGUCAGGCAAUUACCGGUGAGACUGCAUCUCAUAAGCUCCUCCUCACACUGAAUCUGAGUUUCUGUUGUGCGUCUGAUACCCUCAAGCUGAGUGUUUUCCAUGGCUGUGUGAGAAUCAGUCUGUGUUUAAUUAGUUUUGAGAAGUAGAAAGUAGAAUUAAUGCAUUCAGAUCAGAUGGAGGGAGUGUGGAGAUAUGGUCCAUGAGUCACAGUCGUUUAAAACUCUCACAAUUAAAAAAAAAAACAGUGCAUACAUGAGGUAUUAUGCAAGGUAUUUCCAUAUUUCUGUCCAAUGGCAGGGUAUAUUCAUCGAAGUGAGCGCGUAAUUAGUUUUAAUUUCACUUCCUCUAAAUAAAACUCCCUGGUCUUUUGCCAACAGGCUUGGAAACAUCUGUCUUCCAAGGUGUGUGAGAUCCUGGAGGAGCUUCGAGCUGUGCAGGUGUGUCUCUGCGUGUGUGUGUAGGUGUGUUUGAGCAAGCACUCACGUAUGUUGUUUGUAACUGAAGGCUCGGUUGGUCACAUAUUGUGGAGAUGGGCUGCAGGGCAAACAAAUCGAUAGAAAAACAGCUUCGAGCAAAGCGGACAUGUGCAGAAGGCUUACAGCUGGCUCUGCUCCUUAAAGUUUGCCUCUGAAAGAUCCUGGUGCUUCAAACUUCAGGCUCUGGUCACCGACUGAGCUGUUAUGAUGAGAACCAUGUCCACUGUAGCUGCUCUUGCUAUUUUGGAUUCAUUGGGAAACCUCCACAUGUUUAGUCAGAGCCAUAAGUAGCUUUCUCUCUGUCUUAGGUGUUUCUGAAGAGUGAUGACCUGUGUCUCAUGGGGGGAGAACAUUCCAGAAAAAGGCCCACCCUGCCGUCAGCUCACAUCCUGGCUAUGCACGUCCAGCAGAGAGAGAUUGGAGCCUUCACCCUAACCACUGGAGCGUACAAGUGGACCAAGCUCAGGUAAAGAGGGAGGUGGGUCGGAUUAGUAAGACGCUGCUAUUGAUCUGAUGUUUGCUCAAAAGUGUUUUGUCUGUUUCAUUUCCGCUUUUUAUUUCUCGAUGGUGAAAGUCAUGACUAGAGGCAGGAGAUAUUUUUGGUUCUCUGUCUAUCAAGACUGUUUCAUUUAUAUGAGUGCAAUAUGCCGGGGCUGCUGUGAGGGGAUGGCCUAAGAUUUUGCACAAACAUCCACAUGGACUCCAGGAUGUGUGGCUUAUAGUAGUCAGAUCUCACCCUGACUUUGUUUAGGACUUAAAGACCAUAAUUUAAGAAUUUAUGUGUCUUUGGUCAGGGUAUGUACGGUCGUAAAUAGCAGCAUACAGAUCAAAAGGAUCUGCAUAGGAUCAAACCACACAGCUUGUCAUAUAUUUUGGUUAAGAAAUGCUGUGUAUUUUGACAUGAAUUUUUAUUCUUAUGUUUCAUACAGUCAGGAAAGCUUCAGAGAACAUAUCCUGAUGAAAACAUGUCUCAAAGACAAUUUUAAAAUCAUAGAGAUUGUUACCAAAACUAGUAAUGAUCAGUCCCUCCAAUAACUAUCAUUGUGCACCAUUUUUUCAUCCUUGUGGCCAGUCUCCACAGAUUUGCCCUUACACCUUAUUUGCCCCUCAGGUUUUGUCAAACAUAUCACCAACCACACUGAUCCUUAUAGGUCUGCGGUUUGUGUGAACAUUCAAAGGUGAUUAGUUUAGCUUAAUUCAGUUUAGCGGCAUAUCUUAGAAAAAAGACAGGAGCAAUAAAUGUUUAAACAUUGUGCAGGGGAGGGUGGAAACCCCAAGAGGCUGAUGAAGAUGCCUCCCCUCCCCAGGACAGACAAGAGAUAAAAUAAGCAGCAAUGCAGAUGAGUUAAAAAGAAGAACAAUAACAUGGUUACAUGUUUACAAGAUGAGAAGUUAAUUCAAAACUUAGUUGAGUUCGUAAAUUUUCCAAAACCUAUCAGAAGGAUGAUCACGACUCUGACUGCAGAUCUGCAGAGAGGUUUUGUUUGCUGUGUCUGUCUUUUCAUCGGGGGACUGGAUUCUAUUUUUUUUCUAUGAAACAGACAGCUGAAGUUCUCACAGAGCUCUGAUGUGAUUGUGUUUUUCUUUUCUGUCAUGAAUAACUCAGAAAUAAUUUACUGAUCUCAGAGGAAAACUCUGUGAUGAAAUAAGCAUCUUUACUCCACUGCCUCAAACUACAUGGUGACUUUAGGGAGACUCCAUGACUUACAUCUAUAAUAAUAACAAAUCAGUGCUUGAUUUCGUCUGAUAACUAUUCCUCGAGGUUUUCUUAUUUAAAACUGUUCUCUGUUGCUUAUCAAUUCCUAAUGCCUUGUGUUGGAUCUUGACCAGUUUACCAAACAGGGGCUGUUUACCAAACUUUCCUCCACUCAGAGGCUCUGUACAGACUGUGAAUCAGUGCUGAUGUCAAAGGGUUUUGGUGCAGUGCAGAUCAGCACCUGAUAUGACAGAUGGAACAGCACAGGCAUUCAGAUUAUGAUCUGCUCAUUUGGAUUAAGUGUACCAAAGGUGGUAAUUUAUGUCAUUUAUUCAUCAACUAUUGCUCUACAGUCACUCAUAGUUGAUGUGUAGUGCAAUACAAGAAACCCUGAAACAAUCUGAAACUGCAUCACAACUUGGUCCACUAGAAAUAUGCCACACUGCGGGGCAUCUGACAUAAGAACUCGACCCAAGAUAUCUUUUGGGAUGGUUCAGCAUUAUUAUUUUAGUUAAAUAAUGAAUUUUACACAAUGUGGUCAGUGGUUGUAUAUUGUAAACUAACAUUAGCCAUGUUUACAUGUGCAAAAUUUCUUGAUCCGAUUAAAAAUUUGAGGGAUCAGAUAAUCUGAAUCCACUGUUCAUAUGGGUGCAAAGUCAAAUAAUCCGAUCGUGACGUGCGUAUACAUGCACCAAGCUUUAUUCAGAUUAGAAGCAUUUGGACAUGCACAGAGUUGUCCGAUUUCGCCAAAACAACCGCAGAAGAAGAGUUGUAUUUACGCCUGUGCGGUCAACAAACCAACAAACACUGUAGUGGCUCACUCCAUUCAAUUCAGGAGUUUUCCCCCUGUUAAAUGUUGUCACUAGAUGGCGCCCUUGCAUACUUAUUCUACUGUUCUGUCAAGGUUGCACUGUGCGCACAGAUGUAUCAUCAUUACGCUGUAUAAACGCCUUGUUAUGUUAUCAAAGGAGCAGACACGGCACCUGCGGUUGUGUUUUAUACCAGAGUGUUAAUAAUGAAACCUCCUGAACUGACCUCAAUAAAUAAGCCAAAGGCUAAAGAGUGAAGAUCGAGUCAGGUAAGAGAGUCACGAUCAGAAUAAGUGUUUACAUGGGCGCAUUUCAGAAUAACGAUUGGCAUAAACCACCCCUCUUGAUUUGUUGUGCCCAUGUAAAGACAGCUAUUGAUUUAUAUCAGCAAAAUUAUGAACUUGACUCGAGCGGUUCAUCCAAAUGCCAAAGAUCAUCUUGUUUGCACUGUGAUGCUUUCACCUGUUUUGGAACUCUUGUUCCUCAUUAUGAGCGCAAUUCCUGCUGGUUUAUUUGAUUCUUAAAGCUCCAGUGAGGAACUUUUAUUUGCAUCAGUUUUGGCGCCCUCUUGAGGACACUGAAGUAGCUCAUAUAUCUAUGCAGAUCUUGCCCUGUGUAAUAUCAUAGGUCUCAUGAAACACUUAACUCUCUGUGAAUCUUUUCAAUGGAAACAAAAGCUUUGUGGUGUUUAGUGCGCUGCUACCAAAUUCAUCUGACGCUUGCACCCUUGCAGGAGUUAUAAGCAUUAAAAAAACAUCAUAUGAGAAUGAUCACUUGGGUUGCCAAUGGUCUUGUUUGUAUUUGUAGGUCGUAAAGAGGCAUCAAAAUUAAUUUGAGUCUUUUCAUAACCAGCUAAAAACCCCUCACAGGAACUUUAACAUCAGUUUCAUUUGAGCAUGAAAACAAACAUUUAAUGACCUGAAAAGGCAUCGUUCAUCUACAGAGGGUGGAAAAAGUUUGGUUGGAAACUUUCUGCUCCAGAGUGAAAUUAAAGAAGUCAGUAAAAAAAAUCCUGCAGUGAAACAAUAUAACUACAUUAAAAUUUCAAAUAGGUCUCCGCUGUGCAAUCCAAUAAAUAUCAUCAGGCUCACAGCUUUAUUGCCACUCUCACACGCCUUUCUUUAUGAUACUGUAUCAUAUUUCCAUCCAGGAAAGCACAUCAUCCUGAACAUAAACCUGCUGGAAGAGUUUUUCUAUGUCUGUAAGAGGCUUUCAUUCCUGGCUGCUGCUUUCUUUGAUUAGUCUAAAACUUUGUUAACUUGUGGAAAAACUUUGUUUCUCAGAUGGACAGAAAGUUUGCAGAGCAUUGCCUUUUUUUUCUGAGACACAAAAUUUGCUCAACUGCAUAUUAAUCUUCCUCCUUUACUUUGAAGAUAACAACAGUUUUAAUCUCAUAAAUUAAAGUUUUGACGUUAAACGUCCGCCGAUUAACUUGUUUCCAUGAUAAAGAUCAGAUGAUGACAAAUUCAUGUUUGAUCUCUCCUGCUUAUGCCCUUGAUGAACUUGCAUCACUGUCUCAUUUUAGGCCUACAUCAGUGAUUAUAUUUGGUACGCUAGUUUUGUUGUUAUGAGCAGCUCUACAGCGUCACAGAUGCAGCUGAGAGUGCAGUGAACUUGAAAUCCAUCCAGGGGCGUUUCUUGGGUUGGAGGACUUUAGGAGCUGAGCCACAUUUCUUCAACUGAAACUUGAUUAAACAGUAUCUACUUUUUGUGACCCAAUACUAUAAUAAUAUGUUCUGAGUAUACCAAAAUAUUGUGACUUUUGAUUGAAUGUACUUAACUAGAAUAUUUUUACUUUUAGUCAACUAAAGUAAAAUGUUUAGAUUUUUUAUAUAUAAUUAUAUGAUUUAUAUGAUUUAUAUACUGAACUAAAUAAGAAAAUAUUGACUUUUUGUCUACUGUGCUAAAAUGUUUUGACUUUUUCAUUGACUAAAUUUCACUAAAUACUUUUGAAUUCUUGUUAUUUAAUUGAACUUCAGUAUUUUGACUUUUACCCACUUAAAAUGAUUUGACUUUUCCUUGACUUCAACUUCACCAAAAUUUUGACUUUUGAUGGAAUUACACUUGACUAAUAAAUUAUGACUUUUUACCAUCUAAGGUAAACUAAAAUGUUUUGACUUUCCUGGACUUAAACUAGACAGAGGUUUAUUGACUUUUCGUGAACUUUAACCAGACUAAAUAGUUUUGACUUUUUAUUUAUUUGAACCGGACCAGAAUUUUUUGGUUUUUGUUGACUGAAACGAGACAAACAUGUAUUGACUUUUCAUCUACUGACCCUUAAAUAAGAAAUUCUUACCUUUAGUUUACUGAAACUAGACAAUAGUUUUGACUUUUAAGGACUUACAAUUUUGCUAAAGGCACUGUGAGCUGCACUGUGUGUUUUAACAGGUUGAGAUACAAAUUUAAACUCAUACUGAUGACUCCUUUUUUCAAGCAAACAAAUCCGUCAGCAACGGAACUGAUCAUCUUUUCUGUUAUAAAGUCUGAUGCACUAAACCGAUGUGAGGAAUUAGGUGUCAGACCAAAUGACUGACAGCAGGCUGAAGAAAUAACCUUUUUGAAUUUUUCCCAUGGCAAGUUCAGAAAAAAGAUAACGGGUAUCUCUGUGUCCACAGGGGGAAACAAAAUUAACACAAACUAGAAGUUCUUCACAGAACCUGCAAAGGCGAGAUGUUGAUGAAAAAAAACAUACAGCCUAUGAAACAAGCUAGAGAGCUCUCCCUCUUAAGACUCCAUAUAAAAACAGCAAGUGUCAUUUACUGAUAAUUAGCUCUCUGCCCACAUCCAAAAUAUCCAUCUAUGACAAAGUCGGCCAACUCUCUAUGAGGAGUUUUUCCUGUGUCCUUCUCCUCCUCUCCAAUAUGGCUGACCAGAUGCUGGGGUCAAAUGGAGAGGUGGAGGGAUUGAGAUGGCACAGCUGUUGGAUUUGGGUUGUCAGUAGGGGUGCCAGUGGUGCACCAGAUGGAGCCUGUGGGAUGGAGUUUGAUUGGAAACGAGGUUUUGGGCCAGAUGCUGAGAGGCCACUGGUUGCAGCCAGAUGCUGGGGUCAAGAGAUGUAGCAGAGAGAAGCAGAGACACAGCUGGUUACCGUGGACCUGAGGUUACCCUCACUCUCUCCAAAUCAGGUCAAAGCUGGUGAGGCAGAUCGGAGGAAGGCUCGAGCCUGAUAUUCAGCAGAAUAAAAAUGAAUUUUCACUCUUUUUCUGUUCUGUGUCCCUAUUUCAUGUCACUCCCCCCCUCCUAUCCAUCCAUCUAUGGCCAAAGGAGCAUAGCAAAGGUUGUGAGUCAGAUCCAUGCCUUCCAGGAGGCUGCGUGCCCCUACAACCCAGAUCAGGAGCUGCAGGCUUACCUACGGAGCCGCAUCGCUCGGUUCGCCGCCUCUGACAUCCACCUCUUGGCCGCGGACAAUGGUGCCAACUUUCAGCAAACCAGUGAACGACAAACCCGGAGGAUCCAGGACACACUAAGGAGGGUUAAGGCCACUUUCCAAUGAGUUCAGACCGGGUCAGACCUCACAAUCCAGAGCCAGACACCACCACCGGGUCAACACCCCCAUGAUUAAGCUCAGACUCAUAAAACUCAGACAGCUCUGUUGAACUGGCAACUGAACUUUUCCACUUUCUGCCAAAGAUUUCUUCAAAUUAUUUAUAAUAUCAGUUUGGUACGAUGACCCUGAAGGUCAACUGCACAAACAUCUUAUGAUUACAGAAAAGGAUUUCAUUAACAUUUCACUAAACAUGCAAACAAACAAAAAAGUCCAAUGUAGUCCAAUCACUUAGUCACAGAUAAGAGGCAGAGCUCCUGAAAUCUGAUUGGUCACUCUAAUUUUCAAUGUUGGGUAAAAAGCCAACCAUGACUCAGGAUUUCAACUAUCUGGUUGUGUUUAACAGGCCAUAAUUGGUUUCUAUCAUUUCACUGAGGGAUGUUUCAUUUGUUGGUAGGCCCACUUUUAAUAUUGACCUUCUGUAAACAUCUUCUUUUUGGGUUUUUAAAGAAUCAAGUUCAGAAGACUUGAACGUUGUCACUCAGCUGAGUUACCAAUCAAACUUGGAAGUUACUUACAAGAACAUUAUAAAUUCUGGAUUCGUUUAUACUAGCAGUUGAAAUGUGGAUAAUUAAUGGAGAUAGCCCUCCAAGAUUUGGGGUAAAGCCAUGAUGUUUUCCACACCUGGCCACCCUUCAAAAGUCAGUGCCUUAGUUGGGCCACCCCAGACAAUAAGUUUGACUCCACCACUGCUACAAAUUCAUUCUUAUCUUAUGAAAUUAUAAUUUUUUAAUCCUGAAAAAUGUUUCUAAUACUUUUAUUGUUGCAUAAAAUAGUUUUCAGUUUUGAGAAAUAUUUGCAUUAAAACCUGUGGGGUGGGGGGUUAAGUGUGGUGCUUUUGGUGUUUAAUGAAAUGUUUUUUGAGGUCAUGAAAUGUUUGUGCAGUUGGCCCCCUGGACCAUCACAGUUUUCACCCCAGACAGACUUUCCUAAAAGCUCCCUCUCCUGGGAUCAAACCUUGAGUCUCUACUCGUGAAUCUAUUCUUUUGAAAGUGUUUCCUGUCAGUGAAGAUAAUUCCCUUACAAAGUUUCAUACCCUUACAUUUUCUAACAAUAUUUGUCAUUGUCUGUGUACUACAGCUGUUCAGGCCUCUGUCCAGAGAACAAAAAGGAUGUUAAAAACUAAGCCUGGAAUACCUACAUGGAUAUUUAAGGGUCAACAAAAGCCAUUGUUUCAGUGCAGCAAUGUGGAAAUGGGAAAAACUUCAACUGUGUUUGGGAAUCAGCACCACAGAAGCACAAAGUCGGCUGACACUGUGGCGGCCUUCAUGCCGAACUCUGCUUUCUGUGGUCAGCAUGUUGCUCAGUUUAUUCCUCUGGGCCUGACUGGAAUAACUGAACAACUAUCACACUUGUUGUUGUAAAAUGUUUUCACCGUCCUUUGAGGAUGAAUCCUGCUUUCUUUUGUCUUUUCUUCUUGCUCUAGAGUCACACCUUGAUUCCAUCUGAGUUGUACCCUCUAGAGAUGAUCAGACCCUCUCUUGUCAGUGCUUGAGUUUCCACAAGGAGCAGUACAGUCCCAGCAGGGUCCCUCAGGUACAUGACAAGUCUGUUUCAAGUGUCAGGAUUAACCCAGCAGAACAAAUUUUCCCUCCUCCUGUGGAAGUCAGACACAGGAGCGUCAGAGAGCAUCAGCCCUAGGGGGGCGAGUUUGGUCCAGUCAUCAAAUUACAUGCCCCAUAUACAGAGGCUUUAAGCAAGAGACUUGGGUUCAAUUCUGAUGCACAACCUAUUGUCACUUGCCCACUCAGACUAUUUAUCAUCGUAACCUCGAUUCAUGUUCAGCCAGACAUAAUAUGGACUCCUCUGUUUGUAUUGACUGUAUACCUGGAAAUACAGUAAUGAUACAAAGCUUAUUAUUGUAUGACACAGGAUUUUACAGCAUAGGAUGAUACAAGAUACAACAUAUUCAACCUCCUGUUAUUAGCUCCUGCUGGAGUAAUCUGCUGCAGAGCAUCAAAUCUUGAUGUUAGCAUUAAUGAUGUUGCCUUUUUCUGAAGUCUGCAUCCCUUUUGACUUUGAAUAGAAGCUAGCAGCUAUGGGUUAUGACAGUGUUUUGAUGCUUUUACCACCAUUGAUGCUAGUCUCAAUUUAAUAAUUAUUGAAAAAGAGAUUUGGAUUGUCAGAGCUUAACUUGGCAUGAAAUUAUUAGAAAAGCUAACCAUUGCUGACUUGCAAGGUGUUUUUCGCUGUUUUUUUUUUUUUUUUGACAAUGGCUGCAGUUAAGAUGGGUGUCCCUGAAAUUUUGAGAUCAAACUUGGUGCCGUUUCAGCAGAGACAUACUGUGCAUUUGAUAAAGAAACCCCUCAGACUACAUGCUUUUGUAACAGCAAGUUAAUCCAGCGAUGUUAAACAUUAAAAUUAGUCAUUAGUUUUUAAUGAUCAGCACGGAAAGUGAGUCACACUGAAAGUGUGUUUUACUCUUUGAGCUGUUAACUGACAGUAUACCUUUGUUUCCCCUGUCAUCUGAGAUCGCUGUUGUUAAUUUGAUGUUUUUAAUAACCUUUAUGGGAACAGAUUGAUAAAUUAAUUGAAUAUUUACUCUUGUUUUCAUAUUAUAGAGUGAAAUAUUUGUAUCUAUAAGCUGAGGUGUGUCCUGCAAGCUUGUUGUCAACACUUCACCCUAACACAGAGAGAUGAACAUAAUGAGAUUUCAGUGUGUGAAAUAUAACGUGAGGAAUAAUGUUCAUUCAGUGUAUAUUUUUCUAUUUCCCCUCUCGCUCUGUCUCCUCCACACUCUUCUGCCAUGAACCACAGCAUGAAGAUGGAAGCUGACGUGCUGUGAGGAUUUGCUUAAUUUAGCCAAAUAAAUGAGAUUUUAUAAGCCCUGUCUUGCCAAAGCUUAUUACUGUCAGAGCAUCACUGUGAUGGGAUGGUUGUGCAGAGGGUUACAGGGCCUGUUGGAGAUGAGGGAUGAGGCAAGCAGAGCUGAAACUGCUCCUCCUCUCCUCUUGGAGAGACUUAAGUGGAAGGUAAGAACUUCAGAAGUGCUUUCUUGCUAUUUAAUGUACUAAGACUAAGAUUCGCUUUGGUAGAACAGUUGUAUCGUAUCAACACAGGGGAAAGUUAGACUUUGUAUUAGUUUCCUUCGUAU
Molecule: messenger RNA, 56408 nt
Organism: Xyrichtys novacula (pearly razorfish)
Lineage: Eukaryota; Metazoa; Chordata; Actinopteri; Labriformes; Labridae
Source: the annotation of a GenBank genome assembly